Podarcis lilfordi (Lilford's wall lizard) is the source of this 81577-nucleotide messenger RNA. The record is from the annotation of a GenBank genome assembly. Lineage: Eukaryota; Metazoa; Chordata; Lepidosauria; Squamata; Lacertidae.
AUGGAGUCCCUGCCCGUUAUCCCGCUUCCUGAGAUCAACCCACAGCAUCCUCAGCUUUCAAGGGGAGAACAGCCUUUCAUCUUUGAAAAUGCAAUUAUGCAGGGAAAACUGAUGAGCUCAGAAAAGACUUCUGUCUUUGGCCAGAUGGACAGAGAUUGUUGAUGCCACACUGGACUCUAGGGGCUAUAUAUUGUUAAAGGGAGGAAACCUUAAGGGAAUUGGAAGGGGUGGGGAAAGGGCACUUUGGGCCUGAGGGUUAGAAAACCCAGCUUCUGUUGAAGCUGUGAGCCACGGUCUAUACUAGGCCUCUGCUUCAACAGGACCUGGCCAGCUGCAUUCACUGGGAGAAAUGAAGAAAAACCAAGGAACCAGGAAGCAAAGGGACGUCUGGAAGUGAGGUUGGGUUGUCCCUCAUGUUCUUACAAUAAAAGGAUAUUACUGAGAUGGGUAACUCUGGGAGCCAUAUUUCGGUGUUGGGAGUCUAUAACAUCCCUCAACUUGCAGAAAAUCCUCAAUUAAUCAAAGGUGUUGUGCCAUUGCACAUUUAGGAGGCACACCCUCAAACAAAGGCUCUUCCUGAAACAUUUGUGAAGAAUUUGGGUUGGGUUGUUUUUAAUUUUCCCACGUAAAGUACCCAAGCUUAAUAAAAUUUAGAUGAUCUAGCUAUUAAAUGUACCCUUGCUUGGGGGGAAAAAAUCCCUACUGGGAUUUGUUAGAAACGUUGACAAAUUAAUUAAAUGUUGCACAUGUAGGCUACUGGGUAUGCCCAAGCCAUUCAGCUGACAAUAAAACCCUGCACUGGCAGGGGAGAGGGAACUGGGAAAAUUCAGCUGGACCUCUUCAGAGCAGCCACAAGGGAAAUUAGGGAAAUGUCAAAACACACUCUCUCACUCUUUUUAAGCUCUUGGUUUGGAAGAAUAUCACAGUUCAAAAGCCUACCAAUUUACAGAGAGAAAAGUCAGGCAUGCAUUAAAAUUUUAGUCUGAACAAGGGAGGAAUUAAGGAAGACACUCCCCCACACUUCCCUUUUCCUUAUCUUGCAUUCCUUAUGGUCUUGGAUUAAUAGACUUAAAGGAUUAUGUGUGGAAAUCUCAGGUAAAAUGUUACUAACUGGAGUAUUUGUGACAGAAGGGACUCUCCCUAAAGUAUGUCACACCUCAUCAAGGAAAAGCAGGAGGAGCAAAAUUGUGACAAAUGGGGGGGGGGGUUGGGUUUUGUUUAAAAUUGGAGGAGGGAGUACAAGACUGGUGGUGACUAAAAAGGCCUUAAAAGGGUGACAGAAUUUAUGAAAGCUUGCUAUUCAGAAGUCAGUCCUGGAUAUGUUUUGCCCAUAUGUUGAAUUUGAUUACAGCUUAUGCAGAAAUACAUAUAUACCUCAUUGGACGGUUAUGACUCUCCAUCCUUGGAGGUUUUUAAGCAGUGGUUGGAUGACCAUAUGCCAUGGGUGCUUUAGCUGAGAUUCCUGCAUUGCAGGGGGUUGGACUAGAUGACCCUUGGGUCCCUUCCAACUCUAAAACUCUAUGAUUCUAUGAUAAUAACUGUGUUAUUACUAUUAACACUGUUUACUUUGUCACACAAAAUGUAAAGGCAUUUUCAUAUGUGUUGGCACGCAUGAAAAAUUCCAAAAUCCACACUCGGGCAAUAUUUCUGUUAUUAUGCCAACCAAAAUGUUACAGUAGCUUAGAUACUAUUUUGCGAUAUUUUGGUUGGCCUAAUAAGGUUGUUGCCCUAAUAUGGAUUUUGGAACUGUUUCAUCUUCUAAAUCUAUCCUUCUCUGGGUCAUCAGGACCAGCAUUUGUGCUUCUUUGCCAUAUAGAAAAAGCACCACUAAGGUUUCGAUACAAGAAUGCAUUUGUAUUGGAGGUCAUUUGGUACAUCACUCCAUCUGAUGUGAAAAUCUUAAGCCUGCUUCAUUCAGCAGCCAACCAAUUAAACUUUGUCUUGACUUUGGCACAAGGGAAAAAAUAUUUCCCAGUUCCUCCUUCUGAGCAGCAGGGAUUAUCUGUGCGCCGCUGAAAUGAGCCAGCCCUCCCUUUCCCUCCUGCAACAAUAAAUGCCACAUUGAUUUAGAAUGAGCGGCUUGUUUUACAGUGCUGCAUCUCUGCACCAGCUUUCUCCACCGAGGCUGGGGCAUUUCCCUUUUAAGAGCUUGCAAAACUGGAAGGGAACGAGGCAAAGAAGGAAAAUCUAGGCCAUUGCCCCUUUUAAGCUGCAAUUCUGCCUGCCUGUCUCCCUUUAAUCUGCACCCAAAGCCCCAGGAUCAGAGGCUGACGUCAUCCUGCCCCUGAGCCUCCCUCUCUGAUUGGCUGAGGGUGACGUCAGGUGCUUUUUUUCAAGGCAUGACCUCAUCCUCAGUUCAUUUUUAGUUCUAAAGUGCAACCUUCUGUCUUCCUGGAUCCCUUCAGCCCUGUUAAUGCUUAUCUGUGCUACCUCCCCCCCUCACACUACCCUCGCCCCUUCUGCAGAUACAUGCCUGCCCCUUAGUUACAGGGCUGGCAUUAUGAGCGCAUUUCAGUGUGGCUGCGCGCGUGUAUUUGCAGAGGGUUAGAUCUUGCAUCAUCAGCACUUGCCCCAGCGUUUCCAGAGCGUUUCCCACCCGACCUUCUCGUAAUUGUGGUUAAAUCAUCCUGACGAAUGUGCAGAAAUCUGCAAUCAGCUGGAGGGUUUAAAGGGCUUUGAUCCUAGGCUGCAGAGGAAGUGCCAGGAAGGUAAGUGUUUUUAAAUAUUAUUAAGGAUCCGCGCGAGAGUCGGGGGUGGCGGCGGGGACUGGACUUCCACAUAUCGCUUAAUGACCCUGCAGAAUACUGCAGUACGGGAGAUCCCAUGCGGGUUUGUAUGGGGGGCGGGUGGGCAGCGGGGUGGGUACUACAACCUGCACAGGCUUUUAAUACGCUUGUUGGACCUUCCGCAUCAAGACGCGAAUGCUGCAUGUUGCUGCAUUCAGCAUGCGUUCCUAUGGAAUCCUAUGUGUAAUGCCGGCUUCUACUAGAUCUGUGACUGUGCAUAAAUUUAGUGCAUGCAUCGUAAUCUUAUCUGGGAGGGGAUGGGGGAGUGGGGUGGUGCUAAUUUUGGAAGGUAGAGUAGGUGCCGAAGGUUUUUGCAAAAAAAUAAAUAAAGGCAGAAGGAACACCUCUCCAAUGCUGCAUACAGAAAAAUGCGCAGUAGAGUCAGCCGCGCUGCAGGGAAGGGAGAGCUGCGUUCAGCGAAUCGCAUAUUUAUGACGUGUGUUUAAGUAACAGGAGGGUUUUAAGAAUCGGAUUAUACUAGGCUGAAAUAAAACCGCAGGCUCCUGCGAAGUGAAGGGAAAGUCUCUGUGUGCGCGCAGUUGUGACCGGGGCGGGGUGGGGGGACGUGUUUGUGUGCGUUUCUGCUAAGAGGUGGUUGUUAUGCCUCGAGACUUUUCCAGGAAGGAUCAGACGAGGAGAAAUGUUCAAGGCUCGCUUUGGAUGCGGAGCGUGGAGUGUCCUCAUUCUUUUUAGGAUUGCGGGGGGAGAGAGAGACAGAGACGGUCCAUAAAGCUUUCCCCCUGUGGUUUGUGAGGUUGGUGUUAACAGCCCUGUGGUUUCCUAAUGCCGAAAGAGUUUGGUUUGCCGCCCGGUUCCUUGGCGCUUCGGAAGCACCCGAGGAAACAAGAGUCUGCUGCGUUUCACCUUGGCUAGCGCCUUGACUAGGAGCAGCAGUGCGUGUGUGUGUGCUGUGAUUCAGCAUUUGACGGUUUGAAAACAACAACCACCUCAUCCAAUAGUAUGGUCAGGAAGGUUUGCCCACAUUUCAUGUCUUCAGUUCAAUCAGGAACAGAGCAGGAAGGGCCUUUUCCCCCCUUGGUGGUGGAGAUGGGGGACCUUUUUAUUUUAUUUUUUGCACGAUACAGAAUUAAGAUUUGAUACAGCUGUGGCCAAGAAAUACUGCAUGCAGACGUUCUUCUGGGGCCUUUCUGUAGGAGAGGGAUUGCCGACUUGUCAUAAUGCAUGGAUUUUUUGGGUGGGUGGGUGUGAAAUCACUAUGCUGUCAGUUGCAAAGGUUCUAAUCCAAGCUUCAUCGCUUUAGGCAUCACACACACACACACACACACACACACACUUAACAACCUGCAUCUCAGUAUGAUUAAAAAUAUAAGACUUCUCUAUACAUCUCUCAUAAUGAAUGUAAAGAGUUGUUUCAGCCCUAGCUCCUGCAAGCAUCAGCUUAAUAGUACGGCCAUCUAUAGAAAUGCUUGUACUCCCUUGUUUUGAAGCCUUGCAACAAAUGACUCCCAAGAUCUUGCUGCAGUUUGGCUUAAUUCUGGCACAACACAGUUGAAUUACGCUAGUCAAAAUGCAAAAACUGCAGGGUGGAGGGACAGAAGCCCCCAUGUAAAUUAACCAAUGCAAGCCAGAACUUACCUUUUCGUACCUUUUUUUGGUAAGGCCAGUGCAACUUAUAUUUAAGGCUUGCAUGACUACCUAGAAGCUUGGCAUCACAACAACCCUGUGAGAUAAAUUAGGCUGAGAAUACGUAAAGCUGAGCAGACAUUGAUUUGCUUUAUCCAGACAUUCUAGCCAUUGCAUCAGGCUUACCCUCUGGGUACUAUUUUAUAAAAGUAUGGCUAUUUUCACUGAUGACACAAAGCAGUCAGUCUAGUCUUUCGUGCCACUUGUAUACAGGUGUGAACAAUGGGAAAGUAAGGGAAACGAAGCUGUUUUUAAACCGAAUGUGCAUUCUACUUUGUGUGGGUUUUGCAAUCGUAUUUUGCAUGCAGGGAAUGCAAAAAAGAAAAAGGAAAUACUUUCAGUGUCAUGGAUGAAAAUGCCCUUUGUCUGUAAUGAAGUCUAAGGAGGCUAUGUGUGAAUGGUCAUUGCAUCCAAGCCAGGGAAGUGUGCUGAGCAGACAGCAUUACACAUUUUGAUAGGUCAGCUGAUUUGUUUUGCACGUGAACAAUAGCUGAGCUCAAGUCUGAAUGAAACUGGUGUGAGCAAUAAAGAGAGAAGGGUUGCUAGCUUCACUGCACUGGGUGCUAGAUGUCUUCUGUUCACCUCAAACCUUGCAUGGGAUGAUCUCUCUCUUUCUCAGUCUCUCUCUCUCUCUCGCACACAAACACCCACACCCACAGUUUGAUUCCCUCUCCAGUUCUUUUCUUGUCACAGAAAGGGCCCAGAUACCUCAUCAUAGGGACAAUGGACCAGGCAUCCUCCAGUCCCCCAGACAAGGCUACCAGAUUUCAACUUGGAUAUGUUUAACCAUUCUAGAGCUGCAAAGGGAUUCAUCCACAGCAUCCUGAUCCUCUCUUUCUUCUUUGGCCCCUUUGUCCAUCUUCUCUUUCCAACUGCUGAGUGGUUAAAAAAAAAAAAUCCCUGGUGGAAAUGGUUGGUCAAGAAGCUGUGGAUUCGGAAAAUUCAAAACCGCCCCUUCCUUCAUGGCUGUGUGGUUGUUCAGAAACAGCAUGAUCUCUGGGCAGCAAUUUAGCAGCUUGACUAGCAGGCCGGUGUAGACUGCGGUGUGUCACAUGAAGAGAGCCUGCGCUUCAAAGGGGAAUCCCACAAAGAAAAAUGAAAAGCAUCCCCAAAGCCCAGGGUCAUUGGCCAAAUAAGAUUGUGUACGAGGAAACACUCUCCCACUCUCAAUUAGAUGGAACGACCAGUCAGAUUCAGAGUACGGCCAUCUGCACCUGUGCACUGAUUCAGUUCUUAUGAGCUGUGCUGAGCGCCACUCAUUAAAAUGUCGAACAGCAGUCAGUGCAGGUGAGAGCAGUGACUGGUGGGAGUUAGGAAGAGGCUUGCAAAGCAAGCCUCCCGGUUGCUGGCCUGGCACUGCAGUGAAAAGCACUGUCCAGAAGCACCUUAAAUAGCAUAUGUUUAACUCCAGUACUGAGCUGUAGGCUUUGCAGAAAACAGAAGGGUCACAGCACCUUCCCCGUCCUGAGCACAUGUGUCUCUUGUGGCUUGACAGAAAUGAAGGUGAGAAGCAUAGCUUGGUACUGGAAGUAUCAAAUAUGGACAGAAAAUGAAUGAACCUUACAACAUUUCAUUUCCUCAUGCUGGAAAGGGGUUGUUUGUAGAUGGGCUAUUUCUCCACAGGGGCUUGGGGAAAACACUUCUUUGUUUGUUCACAGGUCCAGCUAGUGUGUUUCUGUAAUGAGCAGGAUUUUUAAAACCCACACAAUUGGCUGUGCAGGAUGAAAACGCCUACUCUAAAGAUCAAGCUAUCCAGGCAAGAAUUCUCCAACUGUUUAACCCUGAAUAUUCUCCAGUAUGGCACAGUGAAGUUGUUAAGUGUGUGGAUAUGUUUGUACCACAGAUACAGGAGAAGGUGAUCUUCAGGUAAUGUGGUCACAAGUCAUAAAGGUUUAAGACCAGCACAUUAAAUUGGGCCUGGAAAUAGACUAGCAGCCGGUGCAGCUGACAAACCACGGGCAGAAUUCAGUCAGAACCAUGGGCUAGGAGUAUGUGUGUGUGUGCACACGUGCACAUUCAUAUAAUAUUGUAUGGUAUAUGAAGUUAAACAUGGUAGUAAGAUGGUCUUCAGUGAAACGUGGAAAAAGGCAACUACAGAUUCACUCUUUAUUCAUUAUUCCAUAGGAAUAGCUAAAGGGGGAAAGUGGGGUGAUGGUUUAGAAAGUGCUCUAAAUAGGUAAUGGUAUGCAUUGACAAGAGCAGGGUGGAAUGAAUGGAAUAUGGCUUGUUGAAACUUUGUAUAUCCCUUCAUCCUGGGCUUUUAAUUUCACACUGUGAAAUUUGCGCAGGCUUAGUGGAUUCCACAUCUGUGUUUGUGUGUUGUAGCAAAGAAGACAAGAGAGUCUGGCGACUUAAAGGCUGUUAUUUCAGCAUGAGAUUUCACAUCCUUGUUUAAAAAGAUGGAGAAAGUAUGCAGCAUGUAAACAAGAGAAACACAGCCCUGAGUAUUUAUAAAGUAUGGCCCUGUCACUGAAUUAUCUGCAAGAAAGCUGCAAUUUUUAUUUAUUUUACUUUUGUACAGGGGUCAUAUAAAAUCCUUGCAAACUGCAGCAGCCUUUCACUUUAGCAACAGAACAGAGCCAUUUCAAUGCUUUCUAUCCAAAUGAAUAAUAAGUUAAAACUAGUCCUUCAAGCUCUGCAUUUUCCCCACCCCAUUUUGCAAAAUUAUUUCAUCAAAUAUUCGUUUGGAGUAAGUUAGUCAGGGCAAGAUAACAUAGUGGAACAGAAGUGAACCUAUUAUUGGGUUUUUCUAAGGCUUGUCCUUAUGAAUAUGACUGCACUCUAGCAGUGGGACCAUAAUGCCUACUUCAUCAUAAAUUUGGGUUUAACAGUGCAUUAUAUAGAAGGGCAAGCAGUUACUACAUUUGUUUAUUCAUUUAUUUAAAAAUAGUGGGUUUUUUCCUGUUUGCAAUUCAUUGAUUUAUAUGUUUCAGUGUAGACUAUCAGUAGAAUUAGUCAGAGUUAUUUUAUAUGAAAUCAAUUAUGGGAUAUAUUAAUAUGGGCUUGAUUUCUACUCAUGGCUGACAGUUCAAUCUUUGCUGCUGAUUUAAUACAGACUUAGACCACAUUGUGCAGUCAAAUUUAUACUGGCAUGGUUUUUUUCUUUAAAUGUGGAGAAGCUGGGUGGGCCAACAUAGUUUAUUUUGUAGUGAGCUAAUUGAGUUUUUUUGUGUGUAGCAUUUAUGCUGGUUUAACUGCUGUAAGUUUAUUCUCUGGCAUAUUAGUGAAAACUGAAAGCAAGUGCACUUGAAAAAAUGCAAGUGCUUCUGAAAAGUAGGCGGCUUUUGGCAAUUUUCCUGUAGACACAAAGUGGUUUCUUAUGGUAGACUUAAUGGACUGUUGAUGGAAUAAAGUACUAGAGUCUUACAUCACUUGCAAUCAAGCUGAAAUGGGAAGCGGAGGAGAAAAUACAGUGAAUUCAACUCUGCAAAAUUAAACACACACGUUUCUGAGGCAUUAAAAUAGCAUAAAUGGUAAAGAUACCUAAAGAGUUAAUCAACAGUGCAAAUAUUUCUUACACUGCUAUCUAAGUCAUGACUGCCAAUAAAUCAUCUUUCCUACUUUUUAUGCCAACAUGGCAACAAUGUUGUAAAACGCUAUUGAAGAGCUUCUUAACUGUUUCAAUUAAUUAAAACUACAGAGAGCCAGUGUGGCGUAAUGGAUAGAUGUGAGAUUAGAAUUGACGGUAGGGGUGCGCUGCAUGGGAAUAGUAGAAAUUGUGGAAGCAAGAUAAUUGACAUUGGAAAUUAUUUUCUUGAUGUCAUUUUGAUGCCUCGUGCUCAUUAUCUUUUUUGGUGGUGUUGUCUAUUCCAGAUACCUUUUCCAGUACCUGGGGUCCUGGUCACCCCAUUUUUCUUCAGAUAUUUCUUGUUGUUCUUUAAGCCACAAGUGAGGUGGGUUUAUACAUUUCCUUACUGGUUCCAGAUUAUGUGAAAGACACAGAAGCAAGAAAGAUAAAAUAUUUUAGUAGAUCAGCUUUGCAGGGGAAAGGCUGACCUUUCAGUUGGACUGUUACAGUUUGUAAAACCUUCAGGACUCAGAGCCCAUCUUUUGCAAAGUGCUACUCUUCCAGAAAUAGUUAGCAAAUGAAAAGUCACUCUACCAUAUGCUGGGCUGGUGUAGAUCCGGAAGUUUUGUUUAAUGUCUCUCCCAUCACUUGGACCACAGUUGCUCUGUGUGUGUCAGAGACAGAGACUGCUGCUAUGAGCUUUAAACUAUUGAUCUGCAUUAUAGUAAUUUUCCUUUCGGAGCAUUGGCUUCUGUGAAGAUACAGGACUUGGAUCUUCAUCUGUCUCACUGUCAGCCUGGCUUUGAAUUGGGUUAGCUCCAAGGUGCACUAAUUUGUUACAUUAUGCUGUUCAGUAGGUAUGGUUCAUAGACUGUGCCAAUAUGAGGAACUCCUGCCCAGCACCGAAAAAUGAAAAAAGGCAAUACAAGAUGGAUUUCUUUAGGUUCUCAGCUGAUGGUCUGAAACAUGAAGGCUCCCUUUGUACAUAGGCAGGAAGUGCAUAAAUAAUUUUAUUUACCAUUAAUGUUAAAACUUCCAUUAACAUCAGUAAGGUCCAAAUUCAGUAGUUUCACACAUCCUGGCCAGUUUAAGUUGAUGUGUAUAGCAAUAUGUGCAGAAUAAACAGGGGAGAAAACUACUCUGGAGUGAGUGUUUACACAUUUAUUUAGCUAUUUCUUCUUUUUUUAUCAGUCAUAUACCAGUUCUAGUGAAAUUCUAAAGCUAAACUGAGAUCAGCAGCAAAAUGGCGUGGGGGAAAGGAUUAAGGCUGCGCAUCACUGGAUUGCCUCUGAUUCAACCAUAUUUAAACUAUGUCAUGGAAAAUAAGUAGGCAUUGUAUCUGUAGUUUUAAUUCAUUACUGAAACAGGGAUGAAUAAAACCCUUUAUAUGAGCAUGCCUGUCCGCUUCAGAGCAACGCUUACAGGAUGAAUUCAUGUAAUGGUUAAUGCAUGACAAGCUUGCUGCGGGCCUCCUUUCCUUUCCAUUGACAAAUACUAUGCUAAGAGACUUGGAGUGUGUUGAUGGUGUGUAUUUAUUGAUUACAUUUUUAUCUUGCUGUCCCUGCUAUGAGCUCAGCACUGUGUGUGCUGCUCCCUCCUCCUCCUCCCAGUCUUCCUAUGCUGUGUUGAAAGGUAGCCCAAAGUGCUUCCAAAUGAAUUGUGCAUUUGAACAUGGGCACCUUUGAACCUAGUACAACAAGAACUGGCAACACAGGCAGGCAACCAGUCAGGUCUCGAAAAUCCCAAAUGCACUCUGUGUGUGUGUGUGUGUGAGAGAGAGAGAGUUGGGCGGUGAUGUUCCUCAAAUUUCUGUUUCUUUUGUCAAGGAAAUUUGCAUGGCUGUGCGCAAGAUAGUGCUUAAAAAUCUGGUGACAAAGAAAUGACUCGAUGGAUGCAAGAAGCAGUUUUGUUAAGCAUGGCACAUUCUUUGUCCAGGGAAAUAUAUAUACCUUUUUAAAUAUAUACAGUAUGCUUUCCUUUUUUAUUGCUCCUAAAGGGAGGCACUGAUAAGGAAAAGCUUGCCUUCUACAAUGCAUUUUGGAGCAAGUAAAAAAAAGGAACAUUAGAAUAUAUAUUUCUGUGACAAAGAGCUAAACCGGAACUGGGAAACCUGUGAGCUUCCAGAUGUUGCUGGACUCCAGCUCCCAUCAGCCCCAGUCAGCAUGGUCAGUGGUCAAGGAUGAUGGAAGUUAUAUUCCAACAGCAUAUGGAGGGCCACAGGUUUCCACCCAAGAGCUAAACUCAAGAAGGGCUGUUUUUUAGGAUAAAAAACUGCUUGCUUCAGCAUUUGAAUCAUUCCCUUUGCCUCUGGAUAUCCAGUGCCAGUGGCCCCAGAAUUUGAGGCUGGUGCCUUGACAUUUUGAAUUACUUGGCCUAUAAGCAAUCAAGUGAUGGCUUCUGUUAUCAUGUGAGAAUUAUGGUCAUUUGAGUUCUUUGAAUGUCUUCCCCUUUUGUUUGCUAAAAUCUGAGUUAUCAUUUUCACGAGGCUGUUCUUUUUUAAGCCUUCCUCCCGCCCCGCCCCCCACUUGUUCCUAGCUUUGACACCAGCAUAUGGUUUGAUCAACUAGUAACUGGCCCCAAAGAUGGAGAUAUGGUGCCAAAUUGGAAAGGGAUUCAAAAGGAAGAAAAUUAUCCACUUGGUUCUUUCCCAUGACCAGUGGGCUUUGUUGCACCUAAAAGACCAGCUGCCCUAAUUGCUUUUCAUUUCCCCUUCUAAAGAACUGCUGAAACAUGUGAUCGGGUUGCCAGCAUCCUGGCUUGACCUGCUCCUGUGUCGUUAACAGCAGGCUGGUCUAAAGAAAUUGGUAGCUUUUCAUUGCAUGGGCAUGGCACGGAGCAUAUUGCCAUCUGCUAAUGAUCUGUAUCAGCCUUCCCUAGUCCAGCUGUGCUGCCUAGAGAUAAUGGAGGGCACCAGGUGGAGAAGGAUGAUAUAGACCAACCUUAAAGGUGAAGGUGCAAUGGCUGAUCAAAUGUUUACAUUUCUAACUGGUAGUAGACCAGGUUAUUUACAAUCCACAUUAUUCAGGACUGUGCACUUAAGCAGGAGCUGGAGCCAGUCUCACCUUGGAGUAUACCUUCAUGUUGGAUGUUUCUGCAAAUGUUUCUUGCAUAAACACUUUACACUUGUAGGUGCAUAAUGCUAAAAACUUUAUUGUGCACCUUAAAACGUAAUUGUGAAGUGGCCUCCUUGGAUAGGGCAUGCCAUCAGACAAAGGACAGGCUUUUGAUAACAAGAAUGCCCUAAAAAGUAUACAACUUUGGAAUCCAUUUUUGAGAACAAAUACUGGAAUGUUCUGCCUCCCUUUUCCAGCCAAAGUGGCUAAUGAGCUGACCCAUUUUGCCAGCUGUUACAUCAAUGAUCCCACUGGAGAUUAUCUGUGCUGGAAUGCUUUUCCCCUAUUCUGUAAAUUGGUGCAGUGAGGAAUGAGAGAUUUUUUGAUGCAAGAAGAAAACCAUUAAGUUCCAGCAGUGCGCAUUUGCUACUCUGGGUAGCUGGGCUGGAUGAGGGAGGAAGAAGAACAUGCACUUGGUUGAUCUCUUACCCUCCUCCCAAAACACUGCAUCAGCAAGCACAGCAAUCCUGUUUGUAAAUCGCAAUUUUCAACCUAAAAUUCAGGAAUCACAUAUCCCAUAGUGUUGGCCCAUCAUCUGCAUGCCAGAUGUUCUUCCUCUUGGCAUAAAGGUAGAGUAUGUAAGUAGGACCUCUCCAAGCUCCCCGAUAGUGCCAGCCUAUGAAUCUCUUUGAGAAACUAUUGUGCUUACAAGUACUGGUGAAUGCAGGAAGUUGGACUGGAUUGAACAGCUAAGGAAUGGUCACACCUAGGCCAGUGUUUUGCAUUACUUUUUAUUAUACUGGAGGACUUCUCUUAAAUCAUUCCCAGAGAUUUGCAGCAUUGUUGGAAACGAUAAUAUGUAAAAAGUUUCCACAGUGACAUUUUUAAGCAUAGGAGUGAUUAUAACUUGGACAGUAGCUCCUGCUAACUUGUGUUCAGUAUGAAGUUAAAUCACUCUGAGUGCUCUUCCAUUACUCCAAAGGUGACUUCAUAGAGUAGAAACUCAAUGCCUGUGUGAGUGUUUACAUGAGGGGUGGGAUUCUGUGGCCUUCCAGAUGUUGCUAGACUCUAAAUCCCAUCUUCCAUGACAGUUCCCCACCCCACCCCACCCCGGUUUUCAAAUUAAUUUAUCUUGAGACCAUCAUUGCAAGGUCACUGGACAUCAGAGACGGGAGUAUAUUACAUGCAAGGAAGGGAUGUCCUUGAUUAGUCUUCUUUUUCCUCCCUUCUGUUUCACUUCAGAAUAAUUGCACCCCCAACCCAUCAUGGGAUGGGUUAUUGAAGUAUACUCAAGCAUGUACGCCUGUCAGGAACUGUUAGGAAGCAUGUUAGAAGGCUGUGGAAAACGGGACUCAGAUGGUGGAGUUGUUGAUAUUCGCUAAUUGUUCCACUGAACUCUUACUCCUAGAUAAGUGUGCACAAUUGUAGGUUCAAUAACUGUAUAUUUGGGGCUUCUUGGUAUUGCUGAAAACCCCUUUUCAGAUUUCUCAAUAUAAAUGGUUGUGUGGGAGCUUAGGAAUGCAGAAGUCUUUCUGGAAUUCCGCUUUUACAGUCAGUCAUUGGAGUUCAUGGGAAGGGUACAUUGUUGUCUUCUUAUGUGAGUCACUCCUAUGAUUUGAACCAUCAUUGGGUAGGUUUAUACAUGUGCUUAUUUGUUGAAAAGUCAUGGCUCUGCUGAGAAUGCAGGAGUCCAGUGGACCAUUUUGAGUUGGGAGACUAUGGACAAGCUCCCACAAAUAUUAGACUUGUUUCUUCUCUCUGCCUCUUCAGAGUUCAGGUAAGGCUGGCCUAAUUGAAUAUGCUCCAGAAAUCUUUCCCAAACACAGAAAACUGGAUGUUCAGGGGGAAAGGUUUUAGUCUAGUGUACUCCCAAGCGUGCUAGUUUGUAUAUACAGAAAAGUAUUUUGAUUCAUGUUCUUAUUAACAGAUUUUGGCUUUUCACUUGUACUUGUCACAGUGCUAAAGAGUCUUACAAAUGCCUAUCAAUUUCCAUAUGGGCAGCAAGAAUGAGGGCUACAAGAUCUUACGAAGGAAACAUAUAAUCUUUUCUGGGAAGAUGCCCAGGACAGAUGGUCUAGGAAUGGUUUGACCCAUUCUUUUUUUGUUAAUUUAUUGGUAUAGAAUUGAGAAACUGCCUUCCAGGUCCACAAUGUGUGUUAUUUGCAGUUCCAUGAGCAUAUUAGGAAAUGCAACUUAAACUCCACUAUAAGAAGACUGAAAUGUCAACAAUGAAUCAACUUUGUUCAGUGAUUAAACAGGCUUUAAUUAUCCUUGUGUGUCAAAUAGAGGUCCAGAACUCAGGUUAUAUAGCAUGCCCAGUGUCUGCUUCACAUGCUUCUUGUAAACUAUCCAUGUUUCCACAGGACAGACUAAGAAAGCUGUUGUAAAUACUGGAAACCAAGGCAAUUCAUGUGAAGUGUGUGGCAUUAAUUUCCAAAAUAUUUUCGACCAUUUCAUUCUUGUAAGUUGCCUUGAGGUCUUUUUUUAGAUAGGUGGGCUAUCCUUUUUUUUUCUUCCUUUUUUGAAUAAAUAAGUAAUAUAAAAUAAGACUUGAUUGGCAUGAGCAGUGAAAAUCUGCACUCAUGAAAGUAACUUCUGUGCCGAAUGUCUUUUAAUGAGCGAUGUUACGAAAAUGCUAAUUACGCAUAUGUUGCCCUAUUUUUCUAAUUGCACCUGUUUUCAACAUUGGUUUGCUCUUCAAAAGUUAGCCAGAGGGAGUGCAGAGAUUAGUACAGAAAAGGGGGGGGGGGCUGGGAGUGGAAUCCCACCCGAUUUGAGUGGAUAAGGGCCAUCUCUUGAAAAAGACUUUCAAAGAUGCUUUUGGGCCCCAAAGCAGACAAGGUAUCUCCACCCACCCACAGUGGGCAACACCUUAACAGGGCAGUCUGUGGAGAUGUUGUCCCCCGUUCCAAACUGAUGUUCUGGCUGUAGGAAAUUGCCUGGGCAGCAGAGAGAACCAGGCUAUGCCUGAAAUAGUAAGAAACCUGGUCAGUGUCUGCCGGGGCUCUAAGGUAUAGCUGUUGCCUGGCAUCUGUGCGGUUGCUGUGGAAACACAAGGCACUAACUUGUUAAUAGGACUCGUAUCCUUGCUUGCCACUACGGCAAAAAUAUGAAUAAUGAUUUGGUAAUAGUCAUGUGAUGUAGGGAUUCCUUGUGUGGCAUGGGGUGGGUGCUAGAGUGAGGCUUGCUAAGCACUUAAGCACUUGAAAGAAGAAGGGGUGGGUGAAAGGGAGGGAGGUAGGGAGAGAUUUUAGCUACAGUGCCAGAAUUUACAUCUUAAUAAGACUGUAGGUAGCUGCCCAGCUUAAGCCAUCCUGCCAGCAUUUCAGGUUCUAAGCUGACAGUUACUUGCCUUAGUAAUCCUUCCGGCAGAUAAUAAACUGCCAUGCCUGAAGACUGAACCAAGAAUUACUUUCUGUCAACCCCUUGCCCUGCACAUAUUUUAUUCUGAAGGCUUGCACACACUGUUACCCUUUACCCUUUAAUUGCUGUACCAGGAAGCAAGUGCUACAUGUAGCUCUCUACAUAAUGGCAGCCCUGUCUCCAAGCGGUGGCUACAGAAGAUUCACUAAACAGCAGCUGGAAGCCCCAGGGCUAUAUCUGGCCUCUUACUUGCCAGACUAGAAGCAAAUGGGGUAUGGAGAAAAUAGCUGGGGAUUCACUCAGACCAUCUCACUAUGUGUUUAGUGGCUGUGUGAACAGGCUUUACAUGCAAAUAGAUGUAGAUCAUGGGUAGGCAAACCAAGGCCCGGGGGCCGGAUCCGGCCCAAUCGCCUUCUCAGUCCGGCCCGUGGAUGGUCCAGGAAUCAGCAUGUUUUUACAUGAGUAGAAUGUGUCCUUUUAUUUAAAAUGCAUCUCUGGGUUAUUUGUGGGGCAUAGGAAUUUGUUCAUUCCCCCCCCAAAAAAAAAAUAUUGUCUGGCCCCCACAAGGUCUGAGGGACAGUGGACUGGCCCCCUGCUGAAAAAGUUUGCUGACCCCUGAUGUAGAUCCUGAAUGUCCCACGAUACCCCCCCUCCACAUGCUCCACCAUGGAGGAGCACAUAUUCUACAUUGCAGUGUGCCUGCAAUUGUGCUGCAGCAUUCUGUGCUAACCAGUUUCAGCUACAAAAAGAGCCUCCUGUCCAGUACUGUACAUGCAGUAAUUUAUUUGUGUAGUUAGCAACACUUGAACGAAAAGCUAAUCCUGGUCCAGCAAUGGUCAUAGCUCUUAUAUUGGCCAAAACUGGUGAAGGGGCUGCAGAGGCUAUCUGGGCCUCCAGUAAUGUAGCUGGUUGCAGGAGCACCUCCAGAUUUUGUGUCUUCUCUUUCAGAGAGGCUGUAACUUCAUUAAAGGCUGACAGUUGGCCAGCUUCUCAGACACAGAAACCACUCGCCCACAGAGCCUGUCUUGCCAAGAUUCUAGCUCGUUUCCCCUCAUUCAUUCCACCGCUCCAUCCAGGUAUGCAUCCAGGACCUGCAUGGCAUCUUGCUUCAGACAGAGAAAUAGAGCUGAGGGUCACCAGCAUACUUUUGGUAGCUUGUGUUAAGUCUCCUAAUGGCCACAAAUAGCACUGGGCAUAAAGUAGGGCUCCAUAGCUUAAUUGCUUGGGGACCAGAAAGCGCUGUCCCAAUGCUACUGACUGUGCUUGGCCCAGCGGAUAGGACUGGAACCACUGUAACACGGUGCCCCUGAUGCCCAUCCCACAGAGCUAAUACAGGAGGAUACCAUGGUCAAUAGUAUCGAAAGCCACCGAGUGAUUGAGAAGAAGGAGCAAGUUCACACUCCCCUUGUCCCAUUCUUGAUAAUGGUCAUCCAUCGGGGCAACCAAGAGCAAUUGGGUCCCAUGGCUAGGCCUGAAACCAGAUUGGAAUGGGUCUAGAUCAGGGUUAGGGAACAGGAUCUGGCCAGCUGGCAGGCUAGUCGCUCAGGUCCCUCAGCCCCUUGGUGCUGAUUGCAAACUCUGCUUUGGAAGGCGUUGGCUGCAUUUAGGCAUGGCUUGCAUCUGGUGCCCAAUUUAAAAGGUGCUGAAUGCAAGCCCUGCUUGUCAAGGAAUUAUUAGAAGUACACUUUAAGGUUUCUGAUUUGUUCUUUCUCAGCCAUGGUUUUACUAGCACCGCAUCUGAUGCCUUGUACGGUGUUGGGUGUGGACAGGUUCGCAUGGCUUAGGGAAAAAUAAGGGCACAUAGGCUGGAAGUUUUGGCACAUAGGCCGGAAGUUUGCCAUGCCUGCUUUAGAUUAGGCAGGCAUGUCCAAUGUCCUAAUGGGGCCCAUCGGUCAAUUCAGUCCAGACCCUGUGGCAGUAUAUGUCCUGGGGUAAAAUCCUAAAAAAAAGCCCAGCAACUUCAAUCCUAAAAAAAUAUCAACCAUAAACUUCAAUCCUAAAAAAAGCUCAAUGACUUUGGUCAGCCCUCACGCAUGUUUACUUCAUCAGAUCUGACCCUCUUUGAAAAAAGUUUGGGCACCCCUGCUCUAAGGAUUCCUGAAGUUUCAUUCAAGGAGCUUAGUGCUCUCUUGGCAUGACUCCACUGUAUCUUCUCCUCCCUUCACUACAGGAAUCUGCAUGUUGUCCUCAGGCAGCCUGUAGUUACCCUAAUACCAAUGUUAAGCUGCCUGUCUUGUCCCAAAGCUGCAGCUUGGCACUGCACCUCCUCCUUUAAUAUUUUCAUUCAGGUUAACCCUGUGCCCAUCUCCUCACUAAAGUCAUUCAAGAGAGAUGUGGGAUUAAAGGAUUAUGAUAAUGGUCUUCAGGAGCACUCAAGAAGAUUACAGUGGCUUUGAUAAACUGAUAAAAGAGGGGCAUCAUAUUAACCUUCCCCCACCUUUAAGAAUUAGUAGCCUGUGGUCAUUGUAUUGAGGUAAUAAGGUAUACCUAAUUCCUUAAUUUUACCUCCUCUUCAUAAAAUGCCUAGACUUGCAGCUUGCUCACAUGAAUCCCCUCUGAAGUUUGUAAGAUUGUUGCUGGGUUAAUGAGGAAGGUCUAUUUGUGUUAACUGGUAUCUUAAGAACAUAAAAACCCUACUGGGUCAAGCCAAAGGCCCAUCUUGUCCACUAUCCUGUUCUCACAGUGGCCAAACCGAUGCCCAUGGGAAAGCAGCAAGCAGGACCUGAGUAAAACAGCACAUUCCCCACUUGUGAUUCCCACUAACUGGUGUUCAGAGACACAUUGCCUCUGACAGUGGAGGCAGGACAUUGCCAAGAAGAUUGUUUUCUUGUUGGGAGCUUAUGCAUUUGGUUUAACAGUUUUUGUGAUGUAAGGCCUUUGGUCCUUAACUUGAAGAGUUUUAGGUAUUUGUGGCCUCCAGUGGGAUAAGAUGUUUUAGACCUGCCCCUUAUAUGAAUGGAUGUGAUUUUAGUUUUCUCUUCUCUUUUGGGGGUUUUAAAUAUUUGGUUUUAAUGUUUAUACUAUUCUGUAAGUCACUUUUAGCCACUUUUUGUGAGAAUAAAUACAAUAAAAAAGAGUAUUGUGGUUGUAUCAUUUAAUAUAAAUAGUGCCUCCAUGUGAGCCCAUUAGCAGACUCUGCACAGACUUGAACCAAUGCCUAUCUGAACUGGACCUCAGAAGACAUCCUUUUUCCAAGGCCAGGUAGUGCUUCCUGGUAAUAUUCUUUUUAAAAAGCUGUGAGAGAGAGACAAUGAAUAACACAGAGCUUGAAAAAUUGUAAAUUUUGCUAGCUUAUUAAAUUGGGGGUGGGUUCAGACUAAAUUAUAUUUUUUAAUUCAGCUGUGCCAGAGUCAAGUCAAAUAUUUUCCCCCUCCCUGCUGGUUCCCAAGAAGAUAUUGUUUUCCUUUGCUUUGGCAGCCUGAUAAAGAAAUAGGCUAAACAUUUUCAGAUUCUUCCCUGGAAAUUUUGUUAUUUUAAAAUUAAUAAUUAAGAGGGUUUUUUAAUAACUUGGUUGCAGUCAUGUUGCUGCCACUCUUCCCAGCAGCUGACCACCGCAAGUCAGAUUCAGCCAACCAGUCAUAUCCUGUGGCCUGCUUGUAGUUGACAAAUCUCUCUCCUUUUCCUUUCCUUUCCUUUCCAAGAGGUGUAUUGAACCUGUGGCAGGCCUUGACGCAUGGCUAGUGGGCUGCAUCCUGCUUGAUGUGGGCCUGCUUUUGACUCACUUCUUCACUAGGAUGGUUUUUGCUGGCAAUUGCUCCUGGGAUGAGGAGUUCCUCUGGGGGUGCAACCCAACCCCUCUCAAGUUAACACUUUCCCCCUUAUUUGGGGAUGUGUGCAUUUCCUAUGUCUUGUAACUCAUGAUUUCCACUUCCAGUUUGCUUUCACUGCUUUUGUGCUUUUUUGACAUGUCCUUUUUCUUUCUUUCUUGGGGCUGGCUUUGUAUAGUUUUUUGCAGGUAAAUGACCACAUUCCCCUGGGAGAAAAUAGUGAGGUUGGGGGAGGGCACAUACAGGAGGCUCAAACAGAAAGUAGAUGGGAGCAAGAACCAAAAAUGGGCAGGAGCGCCCAUCUUUCUGUCACCUCUCUCCAUCCUUGUCUUUCCCCUUCAUUCAUCCACACCUCCCCUUUCACUCAGUCUGUCCAUCCCUUCACAUCCCCCCCAUUUACAUUCCUCCACACACCCUCCCUGUUUACAUGCAUCCUUCCUCUAAUUAGGGAGAGAGAAUUAUCCAGAAACCACAGCACGUCUGACAAGAAACGCCUGACUGCCUGCCCUUCUCUCCCUUUCUCUCCUUGCUGUGAUCCAGUGGGGCAGGAGAGAGGAAGGGCAGGGGAUUGCUGGAGGCAAGCAGGCACUUCUCCAGGCGUGACAGCUCUGAGAUCCCCCCCCCCGCCUCUAUGCUGGCCAUCCUAAGAGAAACCUUUUCCAUGUUCCAUGUUGCCUGCUUGCAUCUCUCUCUCCUUUUCUCCUUGCAGCUGCAGUUUGAUCACGGCUGGGGAAAUAAGGGAGAAGAGAGCGUGGCAGGAAUCAGGCACGGCCAUGGGGCUGGAGGCUUGACCACAGAGUGCAGUGACUAGAGUGCCCUGUGGAAAGUUGCUCCAGGCUGGCUGGGCCUCUGCCCUCACCCAGGAGGGGCCUGCCUGCCUACCUGCAGUUGUCUCCCUUUCUCUGUCUGUUCUUUAGUUCAGUUUGUACUUGUGCUGCUAGAGGACAGGAAGGGCAGAGGAGAGAGAAACAGGGUGGGGGUAGCGCAGGGCCAACCGGAAGCGGCUGGCAGGCCUUAUGGAAAGGGCCUUUGGGGGCCAGGGCUAUGUCACAGGCCACCACAAACCUUUUUCAUCAAUGAAGGCUGGCUCAGUUGCUAUUCAACCCUCACAUGGAUUUAUUUCUUCACUGCAGUUAAGCAUACACAAGGCACCUGAAAACCGUGUUUCUUUGAGCAGCUGUGAUAAAGUUUUGUGGGUUUCUGUUUUGUUUUUAAAUCUCCAAGUCCUCUUUUGAGUUGUGAUUUGAAAGUCCUGGGCAUUUGUCUUUCUUCAUAGCCUUGAGUAUGGAAGGACUCCAUUUCUGUUACCUUGUCCUCAAUCUUUGGCCAGCCUUCUCUAUUGGACCACUCCUCCGUUUCGUUCUGAUCUCUCUCUCUCUCUCUCUCUCUCUCGUCCCUUUGUCUGUAUUAUCUCUGUCUCUUUAAUGAGAGCCUCUUUGUCUAUCUGCUUCAAUUAAUCUCCUGGCUGGAAUUUGGAGAAAUGGAGAGAAAUGUGCAGCUAGCUUUCCCCCACCAGUGGAGAGAGAUGGGUUAAAAUCAGGAGAGGAAUGUAGGGGGAGAAAGCCAAUUAAUUUGCAUCCUUUCUGAUUACCUUCAGUUCUGUAGCUCAGGUACAGCAGGGGACCCUCAGCAAGGCGGAAAGUGCAUAAUGAAGUGUGUCAUAACGGUAGCAGGAGCCUCUGUCUUCCCCCUCAGACCCUUCUUAAUUAGGGCUGUUUCAGUUUUAAAAGCCUGCCCUGAAGUGCAAAAGAAAAUCUAAUUGUGGAGCCUGAGAGAGAAAGAGAGAGAAUAUAUAUACAUACAUAUUGAACUGAACCUGAUGGUGCAGAGGGGUUGUAUGCCAGCCAACUGCCAAAGCAACUGCAGUAAUUGGUAUCUUUGGCCAAACCUACGGAUAAAUAAAUAAAUAACAAAUACUGAGGAGUUGGGGCAUGGGAAAAGAUUUAAGCAGAAAGAGUUUAUUUUCUUGCCUUGGCUUCUAGUAUAGUUUUCAAUGUUUCUUCUACAAGGAAAAAAUGAAGACAAUACUAUGCUCUCCAUGAUUUAAGGAUUACUGGGCCAUCGUCCCCUUGAAUCAAUGUACAUAGACAGAGUUUUCAGUUCAGCAUCUUCAGGCAGAGCAGACUGUGAGUAAAUCAGAACAAAAUCCUAUGCAUGUCUGCACAGGAAUAAGCUCUAUUAAAUUCAGUGGGACUUACUCUUAAGCCUUAAGUCUGAGGUAAAUAUGGAAGGAGGAAGGUUCAAAUGGGAUCUAUGCUGAUUGGAUUACAAACUGGGCCUGCAGUUUUUGUAUUUGUUUUUUAAAAAAACAAAUCAUAGGGAGCGUGGCAAUUGAUCAGAAAUGUAAAGAAAGCGGGAAAUGUGUUUUCUUCUCUUUUAAUUUGUUGUUUAAAUGAUGAGCUGGAAAUGGUUUACUUUUUGUGAUGGUUUUCUAAAUAAUUGGCAAAUUAAGCCACGCCAGGUAAGAUUUUCAAGUGGUUAGUUGCAACUUGCUAGAUUUAAGUUAUAAGGGUGAAUACAGAUAUUGAUUUCUUUACAGAGAAAUUUCACUAUGAAGUGAGAAAUUUCUGUAUAUCGCCUCUGUUUUAUUCUCCCUCACCCCAGUAAACCUUUAUAUGCAAAAUAGUUGUACAAAUUAGUAUUUCUUCCAGUGUAAACUUAAACAGUACGUCCCCCACCCUGUGGUUUUCAUGACCUAUGUCAAUGACUUUUAGAGUUUCUACUAACAGGGACCCCUUCCCAACAGUGAGUUGUCUGCUGAGAAACCAUAGCACAUCACUCUCUAGUCCAGAGCAUAUGGUGGCCAUGCCUGCUGGGUCUUGUACCUUUGGCAUGUGAAUUAAUAGAGUGAUCUAGAGCAUAUUGACUUGCAGCUACGUCUUACAGGGUUUGAUCCAUAAUGGUGAGCGUGCUUUCUUUGGUAGCUUCACCAUUACAAACCUUCUUUUUGAAUGGCUCAUGAUGGGUUUAGAGAAGGGGAGAUAAUCUGUGGUCUGCCAGAUGGUGUUGAACUACAGCUCCCAACAUCCCUGAUAAUUGACUCUGCUACCUGGCAGUCAUGGGAAUUGGAGUACAAUAGCAUCUGGAAGACCACAGGUUCCCUUUGGUGUAGAGGAAUCCCAGGCUCCCUGGAACAUACUUUGAGAACCCUUCUCCUACACAGAACAGAGUGGGAUUGAAGACCAGUGAAGCAUCCAGAAAAGUUGAGGUCUUUUUUCUUUUUCUUUAGUUGUGCGUGAUGUACAGAUGAUACACUGAUGCUCAGCAUCAAGGUUAAAAGCCCCAGGCUGUAUCAUUUCCAGGCUGCCAUCUAUAAUUUCAGGGUUUUCUUUCUCUGGAUGGCUGAUCCAUUAAGCCAUUCAAUGCACUGUGGUGCCUGCUUUAAAAGGGAUGGGAAACAUAUGGCUCUUCAGAUGUUUUUUGACUCGCAGCUUCCAUCAUCCCCAGCCAACAUGGCCAACGGUCAGGAAUGAUGGAAGCUGUUGUUCAGCAACAUCUGGUGGAGCCACCUCUGUUAUAGAACUCUAUGUAGCUUUUGUCAAACCUAAGCUAGGUAAUGGUAAAGGUACCCCUGACCGUAAGGGGUUGCACACUAAUCUUCCUCUAUAGGCCGAGGGAGCCGGCAUUUCUACACAGACAGCUUCCGGGUCAUGUGGCCUUCCGAUCGGCAAGCCCCAGCCUCUGUGGUUUAGACCACAGUGCCACCCGCGUCCCACCUAAAUAUGUCUAAGCUAGAGAAGAGCAAAAUAGUUUGGUAUAUGAUACUUACAGCAUCUGACUACAUUUUCCACCUUUCUCUUUUCUCUGUCUGUCUGUCUGUCUGUCUCUGUACUUCUCAACAGGUUUGGCACAAUGACUUGCUAUACAGGGCCUUAGCAACGUGGCAAAAAUUGGCUGUUUUCAAGCUGCCUCCCCCCUUCCCCCUGCCCCCUUCGCUUCUGGGAGAUCUGAGCUGGCUUCCCCUGCCCUGGGCAUUCCUUCCCUUCUCCCACUUGCUGCGGAAGGGACAAGUCUACCAUGGCUGGGGACAGACUUCCACGCAAAGUGAUGGAUCCCAAGAAGCUUGCCAGCCUCUUGAGGAGUGGGUCCGAAAGCAUGCUGGUCAUUGACAGCCGCUCCUUUGUGGAGUACAACUCGUGGCAUGUCCUCAGCUCCGUCAACAUCUGCUGCUCCAAGCUGGUCAAGAGAAGGCUUCAGCAAGACAAAGUAUCCAUCACAGAGCUCAUCCAGCCAGCCUCCAAUAUCAAGGUACUUAAGCUUGGUGCCAUUGGUCACCCUUCAAUCCUGCUGUGACUCAGUGCUCCUGUCUAGCCUCAAAGGGCAGUUGACAUAUGAAGCAAUGUAAUAAAUGAUCUGCUAAUGCUGUUGUACUAAGUUGGGACAUAGGCUACCUAGUGGUCCUAUUAGAGACCUUUUCAUUUACAAAUAUGCAGCAGCCCAGGUUGCAGUUCAAAAGGAAGGCCAGUGCAGAACCAGCAAAGAGGAGCUUCUUAAUCCUCUCCCCAUGUGCUGUUUUUCUACUGAAAGUUGCCCCACACCAGAUGCUUUUAUCCUUAUUGGAGAAAUAUGAGUAUGAAUCAGAAAGGGUUAAGAAACUGCUCUCCUCCAUUGCCUGUCUUCUGCUUCCAUCAUGGCUGCAUAAUUCCCGAUUCCAUUGUGGUAAAAAAAAACUCACACAAAAUUCAUACACAAAGAGAAUACUGAGAUUACACAAAAUGUGUAGUUCUGCCUUUAGACCAAAACUGUUUUGGGCAUAGUGGGGACCAAAUAGAGUUAACACAAGCAUAGUAGUAACAAACAUAUAAGGCUGCACAAACACUGAGAAUGCUGCUUGCAGAUCUGAUUGCUGCAUAUAUUCACCCGCAAUGCAAAAGUGUUUUAAGAUUGGUUCUACACAAGCUCUUUUCUCUGAAAUUACUUACUUUUUUUUGCUUUGCUGUAUAAAAAUGAAACCAGAGCGGGGAAUAAGAGAAAAUAUAAUUAACCCCUCAUCAAAACAGAAAAUUACAAUAAGGAACAAUGAAGAGAGGCUGUUCAAGGGGUGAUUAGAGGGCUGUGCAUAAUUAAUCCCCAGGAUACUCAAUGGUCAGCAAUAAAACAGGCUGAACCUGCAAACAGGAAGUUUUUAAUUAACAUUGAAAAGAGACCUUUGCUGAAUAGGGCUUACUAUUAAGUAAACAUUGUGAAAGGCUCUUGGCCGUGAAAUAGCACAUUGCCUGAUAAUAAAGCACUAUUUAAGUGCUAUGAGGAAACGUUUUAAAUUUUGUUUCCAGAGGAUCACUAAAAAAACACACCAAACUCCACAGCAUUAAAAAUAUUUGUGUGUGGAAGAAACCUUAGAGUGUCUGUAAUACAGGCAGUGUUUCCUCUAUUCAUUCAUUGAACUUAGUUCUGUGUCUCUCUGAACUCAGUUGCCUGAUGCAUAAUCUGUCCUCAAGAGCCAUGGGUUAGCAGGGAUAAUCCUUUGAAGUAGGAUUUAUGUCAAUGAAAAUAAUUGCAUGCAGAGCAAAUUGUGUGCAGAAGGGAGGAAGGAGCAGCGUUGUGCUACUGACGAGCCAUCAUCCUUGAUCCUUUUUCCUUACAAAGGGCAGUGAAUGACACAGAGGUGGUAUAACUCUGCAUGCCCAUUUGGCACGGUCUGUCUUCUGCUUGCACUAUGAGAUCUAAAAAUAGGUGUAAGUGCAAGGCUUCGCCAUGCUGCCCUAUAGCAAAGGCAAGCUGGGAUGCUUAUUCAUACAGCCGAGGAGAAGACAGGUGAAAGGGUAAAGGAAGGAAAUUUUAUAAAAAUGUGUGGUUUUGCUCCAUCCAGGGAAUUUAGUCUCAAUGGUGCUUACUCCCAAGGAAGUACAGUGGUACCUCAGGUUAAGUACUUAAUUCAUUCCAGAAGUCCGUUCUUAACCUGAAACUUUUCUUAAGCUGAAGCACCACUUUAACUAAUGGGGCCUUCUGCUGCUGCUGUGCAGCCGGAGCAUGAUGUCUGUUCUCAUCCUGAAACAAAGUUCUUAACCCGAGGUACUAUUUCUGGGUUAGUGGAGUCUGUAACCUGAAGCGUAUGUAACCUGAAGCGUAUGUAACCCGAGGUACCACUUAUGUGACAGCAAAUCCCUCUGCAUUCAGUAGGCUUUCCUCACAGGUAAGUGUGUAUUGUAUUGCAGGCUUCUGGUUGCCAGCAUCUUUUAUAUCGGUCAUGCUUAUUUGCCAUUGGCGUGUAGAAAUUAAGCAGGUUAAGCUGCACGUCAGGCUGAAGAGCACAGCUAACAGCAACAACAAAGAGAGUGGCAACCCUUGUCAGGUAUGCCUCACUCUUUUUGACAUGAUGGGUUUUAAAUCCUUGCUACCAGCCUUACAAAACAGAAAAGCAAGGAGGCAAGCUUUUAUCUCAUGACGUAUAGACCUUGUUGUCUCCCACACAGCCUGCUGCCCUUCUUCCGAAGAGCCCAGGUACAGUCUAUUUAGUUCAGCAGCCAUCCUUUCACAAUAGACCCUCCCCUCCGGCUCUCUAUUUGUGGGUAGCCCUCAGCAGCUGGAUUGCUUUUUAGUGUUUGUUCUUGCUUUCCCUUCCCCCAUUUUAUUAUUUUGUAGCAAAGAAUGGUAAUUCAAGCGAUUAAUCAAAUGCUAGGCCCAGCUGGAGCCAUCUGUGGAGUCCUCAUAAUCUCCCUCCUCCCCUUGCAUGUGUGCACACGGCUCAUUGCAAUUGGCUAGCAGUGACAUCACCCCUGCUUGGAUGUGGGGGGCGUGGAGUGUGUGAGGGGGAAAAAUACUUCUUGCCUCCAGUCUGCUUUACUGACGCUUCAAGGGAAGGUUACAGAGAAUGGUUCCUGAAUGGCUUUUUAAAGCACUACGAAGAACACUGGAUAAAAUACAGCAUUAUCUAUUUUUGUUCUUAACUGCUUAGGAAGCUGUAGGGGUGAGGGGGGGGGUGUCUGUCACUGCUGCCAUGCUUAAAAGCUAAACGCAAUUCUGAGAGAGCUUCUUGACCUAGAAUAACUUGCUAGCUAUUCCCAAAUACUGUACAGGGAAAUUGACUUGCCAUUUGGUAACUGUUGCAAGGAGAGCAAGAAAUGAGUUAAGGAGCUGCUCUCAAAUGAGACAGCUCAGAAGGCAUCUGCAGACAUACCUGUAUUCCAUGAUUCUGUAUUCCAUGCAGGUACCACAUAAGCAUGGGCAGUGUCUUGAGAACCUUAGCUCUGCACUUAAAGAAACCCAAACCCCAAACAAACCUACAACGGGUUUUGAGCUCUUUUGAUUACACACGAUAGGCUUUCAAUGUGCAUGUGACCUGGUCAAAGGUAUAUGUUGACUUGGAUUUUUAGUGAUCAUUGUAGAAAGGCAGAAAAAAUGGUAUGAUAAGCCAAAGUUACACACAUUUCUUCAUUUAGAUCCUUCAUGCAUGUUGAAGAACUGGACUCUUUGGGAGCCAGAUUUUGGGUUACAUACGUGUAGAAGUUUGAUCUUGCUUUUAUUUUUUAGUGGAGGGUGGCCCAAACACCCAGACAAUUAGUUGGUGAUUGUGGAAUGAAUGCAAGCUUCUUCUCUCCCUGCUUUCCAAAGGUGAAGAGUUGGAGUUGGGGGCCUGAUUUAAAUCAGGACCACUGUGCAAAACAACACCUCUCCUAUACCUUAUGUCAUGUGAUCCAGAUUGGGCCUCCCAAAGCUGCCAUUUAUUUUAAAAAAUCCAUUCACACAAUUGCUAACUGUGUGAUGGCUAUCUCAUCUAUAGAGUUUGGCCCUAAAUCUUCUCCCCAGAAAUUAUUUUUGCCAGUUAAAAUUUUUAACUAGAUGGUUUAAGAAAAAAUAACUUGUUGAAAGGCAUUUUUUUUUAAUUUAAAAAUAUUUCUGUUUUUGCUUUAUGGUUUUAAACUGCUGCAGUUUACAGGUUUUGAUUUCAUAUAACUACUAAAAUAGCAAAUAUGAAUAUCUAUAAGGGAAAGAACUGGAGUUAAAAUGCAACAACAGUAAAGGAACUUGGGGGAAUUUUCAUGGUGACUUUCACAGGAACAAAACAUUUAUUGAUUCAAAUGAUGUAAUCAAAAACUUGCACAGGUCUUUUGUAUUCAUCAUGCUAGAUUUCUCAGUGUAAAUAAUAGUACUGCAUCUGUUGUAUUGUUGAUCAUUGUGUGUAGAUAUGGAUUUACAGUGCUUGAUUCGUAGAUAAAUUCUGCAGCCUGGACAAACUAUACCAAUCUGAAAAAUUUGCUUAUUUUGCUUAUUCUUGCAUAAUUUACUCUGCUUCAGAGACUCUUAGCCCUAUCCUUUCUGAAUCCUUUUUAAAGCUGUCUGGCAGUCAUCAUAUCAUGUGAGAGUGACUUCUACAAAGUAAUUAUACAUCAUAUGAAAAAAAAUUCAAUGGAAUACGCACCAUUGCUUUCAGUGGGAGUUAGUCAAGAUACCUGAAACCUGUACCUAAAUUCCAUUGUUUUCAACAAAAGGGCAUUAACAAGAAGGUACAUUAAAGAUGUAAAUCAUGUAACAGCAGCAAGUUCCUAGCUCUAGAUGUUUGGUGAUCUGUUGAAAGUGGGGUGAGCAAUUUUGCAUGGUUGGUUUUUUGUUUUCACUAGAUUUGGAGAAGAGGUGACAGCAAAGGAAGAAUGCCUUGUGAGAUUUUGGGUGCUAGUUAAUUGUCUCUCUUGGGAAAUGAGGCAAUUCCAGGUGGAGAUUUCUGCUAUACGAUUUGUUUAUUUUGUCACAUUCCUGCGAAUGGUGAAUACAUUGAGCUAUCCAUGUAUGUUGUUCUUGCAAUGAAUCUCUGAGGUGGGUUAGGCUGAGAGUGGCAAGACUUACCAAGUGAACUUCAUUCUUCAAGAGCUUGAGUAGGGAUUUGAACCCAGGUCUCUCUAGUCCACAUUAAGUACUAUAUACAUUACAUCUGAUUUAGGCACUGUAUCCUUCUGUCAAGGACAUAGCAACUCUGUCUAAAGGGAAGCAAUCCUGGCCCUCUAACAACAUAUUGUUUGCAUAUUUGCUCUGAAGUAAGCAUCAUUGUAUUCAAUGGGGUCUACUGACUUGUAUGUCUGCAUAGAAUUAUACAAUUAAUAAAACAUAUUAUGUAGGACUCGGUAUAUAAACACACCACAUUAUUCACAGUAGUAUGACCAGUGAGCUCCUGUUGUUCGGUCCCUGCUCCUGCCAACCUAGCAGUUUGAAAGCACAUCAAAGUGCAAGUGUAUAAAUAGGGACUGUUCCGGCGGGAAGGUAAACGGCGUUUCCGUGCGCUGCUCUGGUUCGCCAGAAGCGGCUUAGUCAUGCUGGCCACAUGACCCGGAAGCUGUACGCCGGCUCCCUCAGCCUAUAGAGCGAGAUGAGCGCCGCAACCCCAGAGUCGGUCACGACUGGACCUAAUGGUCAGGGGUCCCUUUACCUUUACCUUUUUAUGGCCAGUUUACUGUCAACUUACAGCCAGUGUUGUGCAGUGGUUAAAAUAGGACUUGGGAGACCAGGGUUCAAGUUGUCACCUGGCCAUGAAGCUCACUGGGUGACCUUGGGUCAGUCACUGUCUUUCAGCCUAGCCUACCUCACAGGGUUGUUGUGAGGAGAAACUAGGGGAGAAUACCAUGUAUGCCACCUUGAGCCCCUUGGAGUAAAGGUGGGAUAUAAAUUUAAGUGACAUAAAUAAAUAAACUUCACAUGCACAGAACAGGAUUCUGUGCCAAAGUGACCCAAGUUCAGUUGUAAAAAAAAAAAAUGAAUUCUGCAGCAGCAAUAAAUUAUGCAUAUCUAGCAAAUUUGCAUGCACUGCUUGUUUUCCAUGUUCUGCUGCUUCUGGACAUGAGCAUAAACUAGGAGCUGUGCAGGAUGGUGAAGCUUUGCUUCCUGGUGGCUAGAAAUGCCAUGCAGCAGCUCUCUGGCUCCUGCAUCUCCUAUGAUGGCCUCCUGAAGCUGGCCAUACCCUCACCAUCACCCACUGUCCACACAUAGUGGCCAAAGAUCAGAAGAGGGGAGUCUGCUCUAUACACAUAGGCACCCCCACUCCCAUGAUCUAGAACCCUGUGCUAUCAGGGUUCUAGGGAGCCACCCUGCAUAGAGUUCGCCCCUUUCCUGAGACCUUACCCUCAGUGCAUGGACUGCAGUCGGGGCAUUCAGCUGGGAUAGGGCGCAGAGUCAGAAGCAUGGCCUUGAUCUCCUUAUGCAGCUGUAAUCACACAAGGUGUAAGUGCCCAAACAGGGCUUAUAUAUUGUCAAGAUCCUUGUAAUAGAGGACAUUCAUAAAUUAUAGCUGUAAGCCUUUGGGGUUCUGGGACUAAGGGGCUUUAGUUGUUGUUAGAGGUAAGUUCAGCGGUAGCAGAGAGACAGAGAGAGAGAGAAGCAAAUCCCUUUCAGGAUGCUGAUUAUUGCACCCUUAUCUUCUCAGUUGCUCAUGUAACAACUGCAUGAAAUGCAACUAGUUCUUCUUUAGCUUUUUUUUUUUUUUAAAAAAGACAAUAUUAAUUGAAUAUGUGUUUGCUGUCCUUGCGGUCAGAGAGGAGAAACUUUGGAGGACUGUCAGUCCAUUCAUGAAGUUAACUUGCAGUCACUGAGUCAGUCCCGUGUGUGGCUUCUGGUGGGUCGAUGGGAGUCUCUUUCAGCUUAGUUCAGGUAGUAUUGAGUGAAGCAUUGAGUCAGAAGAAUCUGAGAGCAGGGCAGAUCCCUACUACAUGCCUCGCUCGCCUGCAACCCAGGGUCACUAUUUUUGGGACAGUAAAAACCCCCAAACCAAUUAUGUUUAAAUAGUGAGUUUUGGCCUUCUUUUGUAACCGGUAAUGCUUCUUCAAACUCUCCUGGGAUGAGAAUGGACACGUGGAGGGCAGCCGUGUUGUGAAUUACCCUCAUGUUAUUAUGUGGGGUCUUUUUGUUUCUAAUGGGGGAGGGGGGCAGGGGGUGAGUGGAGCUGCUGCUGAGUAGCAGAUGGCAGGAAGGGUGACAUCAUAGGCACAAUUGUCCUACCCCAUUAUUCUUCCUGACAAGCUCCUGCCCUCCUUUUUGGUUUCCUGCUGACAGAAUUUGAAAUUGUGUGUGUGUGCUGGGAGGCAGCCAGAGGUCCUCCCAAAUUCCUCCCUUUUGGGUAAAUUAUGUUUAUCUAGUACUAGUAGUAUUUUAUUAUCGCUUCUAAAACAGUCAGGUACUGACCAUAAAGACAGGCCCUCCUCCCAAUUCGCAACUGUAGGGAAUGGAAAGAGUAAGAGGAGAUCAGUGUGGCCUAUAUAAUUUGGGUUGGUAUGUGAGACAGGAAGGGUAUGUUUUUACACAUGCGCGCAGGCCAGACGUGGACAUGCUUUCCCAGGAUCAGGUUCCUGUGAGUUCAUUGUGACUUACUUGAGAUUUAGGAUUGCAGCCUUGGACUUGUCAGCUCCAGGCUCUACAAGGUCUCCUGUUUCUUUAUGGUUUAAGAGAAGGAAGAUAAUGUGCUGUGUGUUGUCCCACCUCCCGGGAAUUGUCAUUCCAGUAAUGUGAUGGGAAGAAUGCUUUGGGGAAAUAUGCCCUUCCCUAUAGCCAAGGCUGGCAUCAAGACUCUGCAAUCUGUUGCUCAUGCCAAGGCCUCUGCAUUGUGCCUAGCACUAACUUCUGGCCCUGGUAUUGCCCCUCCUUGCUAUGGCUAACCUUUCACCUUCCCUCUCUGAAUGAGCAGGUUGGGACAGGAUUAGGAACAUCCUCCUCUGCCUACCUCACCCUCUGGACCAAUAUGCAGGUUGAGCCCACAGAAGGAGGGCAAGUGAAUGGGGCAUUCACUUCUUCUUUGGCAAUCACUCGUAGCCAAGUAAGAUUGUCUUCCAUAAACACUGUUUUAAGAGGAGGCAGUACCAUUCAAGGAGAUGGCUUGCUCAGGCCAUUUUGCCCAAGGACCCCCUCCAUACACACAGUAACGAUACAGGAGAUUUCUCUAGUUUGGAAUGUCACUCUUAGCUUGUGUCCCUUGCUACUGGGUUGGCGAAUUUGCAUGAUCACAUUUGUGGGCUGAGAUCCGUUUCCUUCAUUAGCAACACUAAAGGGGGGGGGAUAGGAUCCUUUUAUCGUGGCAAACCAGUUUAUAGGUAGGGAUUGAUUUGUUACUCUGCAGCUUGAAACAUGCUUAAUGUGGAAGGUGAUUUCCAUGGCAUUUAUAUUUUCGUGCAAAUGUGCUUAGGAUCGCAACCUUUUGAAUGAGGAAGAAUCAAGGGGGCUCUUGAGUUAAGAAAUGUUGCACAUCACUGCAGUUAAGCUUGAUAAUUUGAUUGCGGGUUUUGCUUUGAUGCUAUGGGCUCAUUCAGCCGAUGACGCAGCAUUGUAUAACCCAGGUAAGUUUGUUUAGAAGCACAUCCCUUUUUCAUGCCUCUUCUCUCAUUCUCACAAGUCGGGACGAGGUAGUAGGUGAUGAAGCCUGAGCUGGAGACAAGGUAGAAGGCUUUGGUUAUGACAAGUGGAAACUGCAUAGGUCUGGUCAGGGAAGCAUUCUGGGGGCAAAGAAAGGAAGAAAGGGUUUGGGAACCCUGUGCAAGCAGGCACUAACAGUUGAGGCUUUUAAACAUAGAUCCAUGUCAGCCGUCACUCAACACUUUUAUAGUUGAAGGAAACACAAUCCCGUUUAGCCAAAAUGUAUUUGAAACAUCCACACCCCUUCCCGCUAUUCCCCAGUUCUGAACUCAGUCCAGGCAAUACCAUGUUUACUCGAUGUGGCUUGCUUCUGUGCUGCCAGUGCUUGUCUGGGAUUUCUAUUGCCUGAAACCUUAUAACUUUAAUAAGAUAUAAACCGUGUCACAUCCAUCUGCCGUUGCUCAGCAACCCGUCAGUAAUGCCCAAAACAAAGCUCCCCAUGUGGAAGGAACACUAAAUCCUACUGUGGGAUAAUUCUGCUUCCAAAGCUGUUGUUUCCUUCGCUGCUAACAGCCCUGUCCUGGUAGCGAAUCCUCCCACCUGUGGCAGCAGUGCACACUGCGCGUGAGUGACUCUCCUGUCACCUUUGCCCCUGUGGCCAGGGCUGGAGGGAUUACUUUGCCUGCCAUGCUGGAUGUGCUUAGGUUAUGUCACAAGAAUAAAUGUCUGCUGUUAUCUUUAAAAAACGCAGGGCACUUGUAUUCACAUCCUGCAUUAAAUUUUCCAAUACAAGCCAGGAAAUACAUUGUUGUUGUUGUUUGUUUGUUUUUUAAGGCAGAAAGGCCAAUGAAGUGUAUCCUUUGGUGCUUCUCAGCUAGAUCAAUAACUCAAUUUCUCAGUAUUUCUCUCAGGUGCAAAAUGAUCGUUGCAACAUUGCAUGUCACAUGCAUUUUCUUAGCAGGUUAUUCAUGCUGAAGCCUUGGAAUUGGUGUUAAUGUGCGUGUUGCAGGGGAAAUUAAAAUAGGAAUGGGCCACUCAGUAUCUUUUGGAUUCUGAUCACAGGGUUUCAGAAUAUGUACUAGGGAAAAUGACAGGCAGUGAGUAUAAAAGAUGUGGCGUGAGUAUAUAUGUGUGAAGGUGCAGGUGAAGGCAGGAUCAGCCAAAGAACCAGGCUCCCUUCUUCUGAGAACCUCUCUAUUAGAGCAUAAAAAUGGGAAUUCUCUCCCUCUCCUUUUCCAGCCGUAAUGUCCCACAGUCCUUCUGCUGCUUAACUCCCACCCCUCUUGAGUUUCAGAUACUACAGACAAAACCAAAUAUCCAUUUCCACUGGAAAUAUUUAGUGAGGCAUGACAUGCUUGGCAUUUAUUUAUGCUACUCUCUUAUAGUGGUUUGUUUUGACAGUCAUAAUUGAGGGCUAAAUUAGCAUCAAUAGCAUCCCUCAAGUUUCAUGCUGGCAGCCAGACACGAGUCAAUCAGCAAGGGAUGUGUUGAAAGUUGCCAGGCAACUACACAUGGUUAAACAGGUCCAGUGAACUCAAAACAACUUGGAAUAGAAUCUGUUUUCUCUGUGGAUUUGCAAGUUGGUUUUGCACACUCAUCUAUGUCCAGAGGAAGGUGCGUGGGAUGUAGCUUUUUGUUCAUCUUGUUUAGGCUUGCAUGAGCUUCUCAACUGGCUAACAUAGAAUCAUAGGCUUGGAAGGUUCCCCAAGGGCCAUCUAGUUCAACCCCCUGCAAUGCAGGAAUCUCAACUAGAUCGUAUAUGACAGAUGGCCAUCCAACCUCUGCUUCGAAACCUCCAAGGAAGGAGACUGCAAUUAAACAAAAAUCUGAUGUGACCUCUAGGGAUUCCUCCCCUAGCUUUUUGAGGACACAGUCUUUUGUUCCCCACCCCAGAUUUGUUAGUAUAAAGGGAGAAAUGUGAGAGAUUGGUGUGGCACAAAAAGGGUCAGCCAUAAGGGCUCCAUAGGCUGCAUCCAACUGAGUUAAACCAGACCUAGUGAUAUGAAUGGAUCUAAUAUAGCCAUGUCCAUCCAUUUAGUGGGCCUACUUGUAGGACUCUCACAAAAGUGGUCUCAUAUAGGGGCGGGUGGUACGGUUCCCAUGGCAAUUGCACACCUGAUGUGUGCUUUCAUGCAUCUAAUUAACUAGGCUAGUGCAAAGGAAUUUGAAGGUAAAAAGGAACUGAAAGGAAAUUUGGAGUUAUUAGCAUUACAGCAAGCCCUAAAAGCUGCAGUCAGAAGUCUCUCCCAUCCUGACCCAGAGAUGCCAGAAAUAGAGCCUGGAAACUUCUGCAAAUAAACUACAUGCUCUACCACUGAGCCAUGACACUUCCCCAUAUUGUGCCUGUAUGUUUCCCCACCUUUUUUUGCUAAUAGCAGUUCUGGAAGGGGUUAGGAUAGAAGCUGUGAGGAUGGGGGAGAGAAAGGGUUAGGGAACCCCCCCCCCCCCCGCUUUGCACACAAGUUCUACGGUUUUAUAAAAAGAAAUUUACUGAUGCAGUCACCAAUUGGCUUCAUGUCUAUUUGAGUGCAUAGGCUUGUGCCAGAGAUUUGGUAACUCCCUCUCCUCAGGGCCUGAGUUAGGAAUCUGAAACAAGGAAUUCUCAGAGUUCUCAGCAAACUACAAUUCCCAGCAUUCUUUAGGAGAAGGUAUGUGCUUUUAGUUUUGUCACCAGGGCAUGUAUGCUAUCCACAGCUCUUCCUUGGUCUGAUACACUGAACAGCGGGAUGGCUGCAUAUGAAAGCAGCCAUGAAUUUUAACAGGGAGAAAUGUAAAGUAUUGCACUUGGGCAAAAAAAAUGAGAGGCACAAAUACAAGAUGGGUGACACCUGGCUUGAGAGCAGUACAUGUGAAAAGGAUCUAGGAGUCUUGGUUGACCACAAACUUGACAUGAGCCAACAGUGUGAUGCGGCAGCUAAAAAGCCAAUGCAAUUCUGGGCUGCAUCAAUAGGAGUAUAGCAUCUAGAUCAAGGGAAGUAAUAGUGCCACUGUAUUCUGCUCUGGUCAGACCUCACCUGGAGUACUGUGUCCAGUUCUGGGCACCACAGUUCAAGAAGGACACUGACAAACUGGAACGUGUCCAGAGGAGGGCAACCAAAAUGGUCAAAGGCCUGGAAACGAUGCCUUAUGAGGAACGGCUAAGGGAGCUGGGCAUGUUUAGCCUGGAGAAGAGGAGGUUAAGGGGUGAUAUGAUAGCCAUGUUCAAAUAUCUAAAAGGAUGUCACAUAGAGGAGGGAGAAAGGUUGUUUUCUGCUGCUCCAGAGAAGCGGACACGGAGCAAUGGAUCCAAACUACAAGAAAGAAGAUUCCACCUAAACAUUAGGAAGAACUUCCUGACAGUAAGAGCUGUUCGACAGUGGAAUUUGCUGCCAAGGAGUGUGGUGGAGUCUCCUUCUUUGGAGGUCUUUAAGCAGAGGCUUGACAACCAUAUGUCAGGAGUGCUCUGAUGGUGUUUCCUGCUUGGCAGGGGGUUGGACUCGAUGGCCCUUGUGGUCUCUUCCAACUCUAUGAUUCUAUGAAAGCGAACUUGAUUUUAAGUGUCUUUCAAAGCUGACCAAACACAUACUCAAAGACUAUCUGGAAUGUAAUGGAAAGAGCUGUUUAGUCCUUUCCCCCAUUUGGCUAGUGCCCUCUUUCUUUCUAUCCGUCUGUCUGUCUGUCUCUCUCCCUCUUUCUGGCUUUGCUUCACCACAGCUGCUGUUCUCUGACAGCAGAAUGAUAGAUGUGCUUUGCGCCAGAGGGAGGAAGGCCGCCAGCUCAGAAGGCCGGCGUAUGCCACCCAUCAGCCUAUUCAGUGGAUGCACUGAGCCAUGGCACUGUGAGGAUUUUAUCGGCCUUUAAUGCAUUAACCUUUCAUUAGGCACGGCAGCCCCUGACUGUGCCUCGCACUCUCCGCCUCUGCUCCUGCCAUGGCCUAGGUACGCCACGGAGGCUUGUCAUCGGAGGGAAACCCCUUUUGUCCUACUCAGGGAUCAAACGAUACAUUCUCGCAAACCCAGUGAACCUCAUGCCUUCUUUUCUGCACAUGCACAAAGUUCCAGACUUGGGUCUGCUUCCUUGUGCUGGUGUAGAGAAAAUCGUUUCCCUUCCCACCUCAGCUCCCUCAGCCUGAAACAAGAUGAGUGCCACACCCCAUAGACGCCUUUGAAUGGACUUAAUCGUCCACCGGUCCUUCACCUUUUAUUUUUUAUUUUUACUUUAUCUUAGAGAAAAUUGUGCUAGAGAAAUCGUCCCCCCGACCUUCUUCUCUGCUCUAAUCUGCACGCACCCCCACCCCCACAUGGCAUUUUGUGCCAUGGAGAAAUCCUGUUAGAAUCUGAGAGCAUACAACUGAUUGCAGGCCAGAUGGCAAAGAACAGCUUAUUCUGAUUCUGGGAAUGGGAGUAGAUGUGUUUCCGGCAGCCUUUGCUAACCUAGUGCCCUCCAAAUGUUUUGCACUGUGACUCCCAGCCAGCACGGCCAUUGGGAGUUGCAGUCAAAACACCUGGAGGGCGUCAGGUUGGCAAAGGCUGCCUUAGGAGGUGUGUGCUUACUGCCCUUGUUCUGAAAAGGCACUUAGCUUAGCUGAUGAAGGCUGAGGUCUAACCCUAGCCCCCUUUUAAGGGCACCCACAAACACUUGAUUCUCCCUGCUUCCUGACAACUCCCACCCAAUUCUUCAGAAACGAUACCACUGCUAUUGGGGUGGAUGGUUGGGAAGUGGGUAGUAGGAUAGGUAGGAUAGAAGUAUGAAAAUGUGGGAUGAAGAGUACGCAUUUCCACCCUGGUUGUCCAGCUUUAAUUUCUGUGGUUGGGUGGGUGGAGUUAGCAUAGUGGCUUUGACCUACCCCCCCAACCCCCCCCCCCCCACUGUCGAGAGGAAGCCUCUUUUCAUGCUUGGUCUGAAACAUAUGCAAUGGGACUUUGCACGUCUGCUUUGCAGAGAGAGAAGUGUGAGCUCCACACAGAUCUGUAAUUACUGUAUCUCCCCACAGAUGCAGUGUGCAGAUUCCCACUUCACACCUUCGUAGGAAGUGUGAAAGAAAGCGCGGGUCAUUUGUACUUCAUCUGCUCCUGCUUAUUGCUAACACCUGUAGUAGUCCUCAGUCUUGUGGUAGCGGUUGUGUUCUUCAUAGCGGAUGGAUCCCUGCCCAUAAUUAGUUCCCUGUCCUCGUCUAUCAAAUGGCUCCUAUUCCUUUAACAAAACAACCUCUGCUUUUUCUUUCUUCCCUGAAAUUUCCUCCAGAGCACGUAUAUGACACCACUUCUCCAGAUCACUCUUCUUCUGUGAGGCUGCUGGCUUAGCUCAGCUUCCUCCAACCUUCAAUGUACCCAUUAGCCAUUAGUCCUUGUCUCGUUUGGAAACUAAGCCUGGGUGCAAUGUAACCGAAAUGAAUGCAUAUUCUUCUGCUGUGAGCUGCCUCCAUUUUCUUACCCUCCUUUUUUGUCUCCUCUGUUGUCAGAUUUUGGGUUAUAAGCUUCUGAGCAGGGAUCUGACUUUCAUUUUGCAAAGCAGUGCACACAUUUUAGUGUUGCUUUGUAAAUAAUCGCAGAAUGCAUGGGAUGCUAAUAGCACAGAGACAGGGGUGGUUGAUGACAAAUUGGCUGAGUUAGUACUGCUGCUAUAAACAUCCAUUAUCAUUUGUGUCAUUGAAUAUUAUUUGUUCUGUGAGGGUGCUGAGAGACCUCUUCUCCCUCUCCUGGCCUCCACAAACUUCAGAUAACUGAGCACUGCACUGUACUGUACAGUUCCUGAAUACAAUUUGUGCAUUUUUGGAGCUUUGUUACCUGCUGUGUUCUGGCAUGGCUUGACCACCCUUUGCUAGCAUAGGUGGAUAACAGAGUUUCUGUAUUUUACAUAUGCCAGAAUAAUAAAUUCUGUUAACACUUUCUGCAACCACUAACAACAGCUUUCUCACACGAGUCCUGCUCUCUCCUGCUUUCCUUCAAAGCAUUUAUAAAUGAGGAGAGAUCAUAUGAAGGAGUGGGGCAAACCAUUGUCCCCCUGGGUGGGGACAAUAAAGAGAUCCACUCAGUUUUCUUUGUUUUGAAAGCUGUAGCAAUUUAACAUUUAUGGGUUAUGGAAUAACGUUUGUAUUCUUGUGGCACUUCUCUUGCAGGUAGAAGCAGAAGACCACCAAGAUGUGGUGGUCUAUGACCAGAGCACACGGGAUGCCAAUGGACUGGCGUCUGACAGUUUCCUCUCCAUCCUCCUAGGCAAGCUGGACAGCUGCUUCCACAAUGUCUCCAUCCUCACAGGUAGGAAUUGGUGGCAGUCAUAGUGAAAGGCCAAGAUUUUGCCUGUUAAGUGUAUGGGGAAGAAGCACUUCAGAGGACAAAAGGUGGCAGUAAAAAGCCUCAGACUACUCUGUCUUGCCAUUUAGUGUUCUUUCCAUGUGAUUUAUGUUGGACACAAGUCCCAGAUGUGAUGUUUGCUGUAACUAAUAGAGCUGCAUCUGUGGACCAAGGGUGGAAUAGCUGUCCCCUCCAUCUCUUGUGUCACUCCUGAAUUUAAUUGCACAGCUACUAAGAAGGGAACUUUACCAAGGGGUUGGAUGAUGUGUUGUGGCAUCAAGAUGGAUGCUAGAGUGUGAGAGAAGCCUUUAUUGCAAUACCUUUCUAGGUCUCGAGUACCUUGUGGCCUAAAUAGCAACCUGUAUUCCUGAAAGUGCUUUACUGCAGCCACGUCACAGGGGUGGGGUUUUUUUUUUUUUGGUAAACCUUCCUCUUUGUUUGAAGUGGGAAUGGUAACAUUAUCUGAAGUGGAAUGUGCAUGCUGAUAUAAAUUUUUAAAGAAAAAUUAUGGUUUUUUAGAUGUUAGGCAUAGUGAAAGUUGCAGGGGUGAUAUGCUACUACCUAGGUAGGGAGCUUGUGACCCUAAAUGUUGCUAGACUAUAAAUCCCACCAUUGGCCAUGCUGGCUGAGGCCUUAAACGACUCAGGACCACAAUACCUCAAGGACCGCCUCUUUCCAUAUGAACCUACCCGGACCCUGAGAUCAUCUUCUGAGGCCCUCCUUUGUGUGCCUCUUCCUUGAGAGGUCCGGAGGGUGGCAACACGAGAACGGGCUUUCUCUGCAGUGGCUCCCCAUCUGUGGAAUGCUCUCCCCAGGGAGGUUCACCUGGCACCUUCAUUUUACACCUUUAGGCACCAGGCAAAACGAUCCUUUUUAACCAAGCCUUUGUUGAUUUGAUUGACAUCCUAUAUGCUUUUAAAAUGGGGGGGUAUUGGGUUGUUGUUUUUAUUGUUAUUAGGUAUUUUGUGGUUUUAUAUCUUGAUUUUAUUCUGUGAAUUGCCCUGAGACCCCAGGGUAUAGGGUAGUAUAUAAAUUCUAAUAAUAAUAAUAAUAAUAAUAAUAAUAAUAAUAAUAAUAAUAAUAAUAUAAUGGGAGUCAGUCCAACAACAUCUACAGGACCGCAGUCUUCCCACUCCUCUGCUAUGCUACUAGAUACCUUGACUGCCUUGAGCAGGGAUUCAGCUAGGAUUCAAGAACUUGCAGACCCAUGGAAGGGGCUUUAAAGUGACCAUCAUGCCUGAUGCGGGUGCCUGAUGAUGCCACUGAGCUUAAAAUAAGAGAUAGAGAAAAUAGACCGUGUUCCUACAAAACUCAAGCACUCAUAUGAUUGCACCUUCUGGGGCUUCUUUGCCAUAUACCUUUAUUCCCAAGUUCUAGUUGCCUUGCUUAACUCUUUUAAGCUAUUGUGUGAGAGCAAGAUUCAUGGACUUCUCUUUUGCCCUCUUAUAUUGGACAGGAAUUGAUGUUAAAUAUGGAUAUGUGUUGUGGACUCAGUCAGGGACUCUAAGGAUACGGUUUGUUCCAUAUAUUAAGAUUAUCUUGUGAUUUUUAUUCGAUUGCUAAUAGUUAUGACCCUUUGGGGUUUUGUAAUCUGUUCCUCUACUUAGAGAUGUAACAUUUCAGGGAAUAUAAAAGCAUAGGGAGAAAAAUGUUUUUGGAGGUGAGGGGAAUGGAAAUCGAAGGAGGGGAAAAGAAUAGAAAUAUUCAGAAUUUUUAUCCAACCAAGCUUAAGUUAGGAACGUGAAAUCCAUUAUGUAUAAUUUAGGUAGCGGGGGAAAGUGUGGUGUUUGGCAUUUUUAUGAAAUGUGAAAGUAUAAGUUCUUAAUUUAAAUUCAAGCAGUAGUUAAAAACAUUCUGCUGCUGUGAGCUUUUGCACCCUAAUGUGCCUGAGGAAUUGUCUGCCACAAAAUGUUGCAAUGGCCACGAUGCAAAUAGCCUUACAGGGGUAUAAAUCAAAGGCACAGAGAGUGUAGGCCAUCAAUGGCUAGUAGUCAUGGUGGCUAGAUAGAACAUCGCAUGUUCAGAUGCAGUGCACCUUUGAAUAUUGGGGAACACCAUUGGAAGAGAAGGCUGCCUGAUUUUGGCCAUGGACUGGUUGAAUAAUAUGUUCUGAAGGAAGCAGGAGUAACUAUAGACACCUAUUCCACUGACCUGUUCCACUUACCAUGGGAAAGUUCUGUAUGCUGUGCUGGGGGUGGGCAGAAGAAUUGCUGCAUCAAUGCUCUACAAAUCCCGUUUUGCCCAGUAGAGGGGAGUGUUGCACAUCUGCAGGAAUCAGCCUGAGCCAGUCUGUGGCAACGAGCCCAGGCUUACUGAACACGAGCGCAUUGUCGUGCCUCUGCAAAGCUUUCUUCUUUCUGUGCCUUUCCCGCUUACCUGUGCCAUAAUUGCUGGCAUGUAUCUUGCAUCUUGGCUCUUGUUUGGCAUCAUUUCCAUGAAACUAGUAACCAACAGGGUUUGUAGAACUGGACAAUCAGAGUAGAAAAGUAGGUAGGAUUUCAGGGAGUCAACAAAUCUUCCCCGCUAACCUUGUUAGUAUUUACAGAGUGAAUGAAUGAGCAGGGCUCUUUUCCAGAACAUUUAAAAAAAAUAAUCAAUGGAUUCAUUCGGAAAGAGGAAAAGGAGGGUGGUGGCGGAGGGUUCAUUCCAAUGAAUCAGGGUCCCUGAGGGACUCUUAUCCCAAACCACAGCCCAUAUGGUAAAGUGGCUAAGUAAGCAUGAUAUUCUAAUUAUAGCUUUCUGCGGAGUGCGUACAGUUACAGUGCUAGCGAGCUCCAAAGGAAAGGCGUGUGAAUGAAUGAAAUCUCCCAAGUGGACAAAGAAAGGAAAAGGCAGAUGAAGAUUAAACCCACUUAUUCAUUCCAUAACUCUGGGAGCCAGAUCUGCUGCUUAUAUUGUUACCUAGCACUCUGGGCCAAGCGACACAUGGCAUUUACUCCAUAGCUUGCUUUUGAGUGCAACCCUUAUUUUUUCCAAAAACUGCCGUCCUGCCCCCUCCCCCCAUCACAAUAUGGGUUCAGAUCCUAGCAUAGGAGUUAGGGAGCUUUAACACAUGCACCCUCAUGCAAUGGUCCUAAACUGGAUCAGGGACUCUCAUGCCUGCAAUUUGCAUGGGCGGGGGGCAGCUUCCAAUAUCAAGAAUAAAAUUUUCAUCCCCCCUGUGCAAAUUGCAGAAGAAAAACUUGUGGUGCUCAGAAUCCCUUUGAAAAUAACAGGCAAAACAUCUGUCCCCCCCCCCAUAAUAAAACACAGAUAAGGACAUCAAGCAAUCAACACCCCCCAAAACAGGAAUUGCCCACAGCAACUAUCCAAAGAGGCCCCCCAAUCUCAGUUUUAAAAUCAUUAAAUUUGGGAGGGGCAGGGAACCCUGGCAGAUGCCAAAGGGGCUGUCUGAGAAUGCCACAUGCCUCGAUACACAGGGUGCCGCAAUAGACACCCCAGUACUAAAGUCCUUUCUCCGUUCAGCUAACUUUUCCACAUUUAUGUCUGGCAUUAAAGUCAAGCAAAUUAGUUACAAUAUAGCACGUGAAAUGUUUCUGUUUUAGCCCUUGCAUUAUAAUGUGUACUGCCACCGUAGAUUGAACAGAGCUGCUGUUUAUAUAGCUUUGUUUACAACUCUGCCAAACUUGUCCAACCAGAAAUGUCACUUGUAGUACCAGGUUUGUGCCAUGAUGCUUGUUUUUGUGAAAUGUUGCAUUUAUCUGGAUGCCUCGGCUGCGGCUCCAAUCUGGUGGAACGCUCUGUCACAAGAGACUAGGGCCCUGCGGGACCUGACAUCUUUCCGCAGGGCCUGCAAGACAGAGUUGUUCCACCAGGCCUUUGGUCAGGGCGCAGCCUGAUUCCCUCCUCUGGCAACCUGCACAGAAUUUUGCUUAAAGGUUGCCAUUAAUUUGAUUUUAAUUAAUUUUUAUAAUGAAAUGUUUUAGAAUGUUGGAUUAUUUGAUUGUUUGAUUAUUUGAUUGUUGUUAGCCGCCCUGAGCCCGGCUUCGGCUGGGGAAGGCGGGAUAUAAAUAAAAUUUAUUAUUAUUAUUAUUAUUAUUAUUAUUAUUAUUAUUAUUAUUACUGCUUUAAGUGGCAUACACAUUUGAUGAUGGUGAUGAUGAUGAUAAUGUCACAGCUGUGGAGAGAGGGUAGAAUUUCUUUAGACAUGGGAUCACAGGAACAAGCAUGUGAUGCAAGGAGAAUCUCUUGGAAGCAAUGUGAAUAAAAAUCUCAGAAAUACAGUCAGGGUGUCUUCACUGCAGAAUUUUAGUCUACUCCCAAGAGUAUAUUUGUUUUUUUAAAAAAUGAUAUUUAUUGGGGGGGGAAAAAUUUUAAAGUUACAAAAGAAAAACAAAGUAGAAAAAGAGAAAAACAAGCCACUUCCAACCAUACAUAUACAAAUUCAAAAUAAGAGAGAGAAAAAACAAAACAAAAAUACACCACAAACAUUUAAAAACAAAUCCAUUAUUCUCAACUCCUCAACUAUCAUUACCCUCUUUCCUUGACCUCCUCCUCCUCCCCUUCCUUGUAUCCUGGUUGUUGAUUGUCACAGCAAAUCCUUUCCAUAUUUCAUAAUAUUCUGUCAUUACAUUACCUUAAACUAUUUUAAUCUUAUCUUACUAUAAAAUACCUUGAAACUUAAAACUUAAAUCUUAUUUUUACCAACUUCUCAUAACCAUAAUAUUCUUGCAUAAUUCUUUAAACAUUUUUACUAAAGCCAAGUAAUUUCAUUCCAACAUUUUUCUAACAUUCAUCAAUUUUGUAAAACAGUCCUAGUAGUGAAAAAGAGAAAUAAAAACAAAUCCAAUCUUCAUCCAGCGUCCCUUCCUCCUGGUCCCGGGUUUUGUCAGUCCUUGUUAUCCCAUCGAUCUGGCACAUUAACCUGGUAUCCUAAUAUCCGAGGCCCUUAAGUCUCUUCCAUGUCCCUUCCGCAGCUCUUCUUCAUAUUUGUAACUGUAUUUUCCCUUGUCUCCUGCUCGUUUCACUCGUGGGAACUCCAGCUUAGCAAUAUUUUUGACCCUUCUCGACAGAUCAGCCCCUUUUCCAUAAUCAACACUAAAUUCCAUGUGGUAUUUAAAAACAUGUUUCAAAAUCCCUCCAAAAUUGAGAGCCCCCACAAUCCCAAACAUCUCACGGCCCAUUGCCAGACUUGAAAAGUCCAAACAUCCCUGCAUAGGAGGGUCUAUCCAACCCCCCAUUUCCAAACCAAACCAAACUUUUUCUUUCCAAAUCUGGCUUUUUCCAAGUUCAUUUGUCAAAUCCGAAAGUUCAUAUUCCUGUUGGGCCUGUUCUGUCAGGGCACACUCCUGAUUUAAUUCCUGGGUGGGCUCCACAUAUUUUCCCACUGCCUGUUCAAAAUUCCCACUGCCUGUUCAAAAUUUCUAAUCGAAUCAGCCAUCAAAUUCGUCUUCUCAUGUAGCUGUUCCAGUAGGGCAUUUGUUUUAUAGAAAGCACACAACAGAGCUUCUGAAUACAUUGUCCUGAAGGUCAGAUGUCUAUUCCCACGAUUGUAAUCUGUAACAGCUGCCAGCUCCCAGGAGUUGGUUACAGUUUCACAGUCUCCCUCUCGGGGGAAAACGUCUCUUGGAUCUUUCUUUUAAAGACAAGUCUAGCAACAGAGUUUCCUUUUUUCAGAUAUUUUGUCAAUAUUUGUUCCUUUAAGGUGCGAAAGGAAACAAUGGAAUCACUAUGUUUCUCUUCUUUUAGCUAUCUGUCAAAAGCGUUUGUCUCUGGUCAAUGAGCUUCAAACGUCAGUCCUGACACCCCGCUCCAGGGUCAGGACGAUGGAAAGUUACUUUACUUUAAACUCACUUCUGCAGGUUUAAACAGUCCAGAAAAGAUCCCCCUUCUUCUCCUGCUGCCGAAGGGGGGUUCAACAAUUUUAAAUGAUGAAAGCCAAUCCUUUAAAAGCGAUUUUCUGAGCUCUAGUUUACGUUGUCUUUGCUUUAUUCUGUCUACAAAGAAACGGAAGGCUGACUUCCUGUUUAGACCUUCCCGUUUCAGUACCAAAUUGAAAUAAAAUUUUUAAGUCCAAUUCCUUUCUGGUCGCAAGUCCUUAUUUAAAGUCCAAUUGUUCAAAGUUUAAGUACUCACGGGUGCUUAUUUUAGAAGCCAAAUUGUCCCAGGAAAAAGGCAGCGCUCUCCGGCAACGGCUGUGCGGCUUCGCUCCACGGAAAUAGCAGUUGACUCACAGCACCGCGCCACCUCCCCCUCUUCGCUUCGGAGCCCGUUAGUGGGUUCCUUUGCGGGUUGGGGGGGCGCUAAGGGUGCCCACCGAGUCCCAUGGUCACAGGCUUCAUCCGCCUGUGAUUUUUAAAAGGGUCCCCGCUUCGCCGUAGCGGAAAAGACCCGUUUCGCGCGGAGCUAGUCCCUCCAAUUCAGAGGGAGUCCGCCAUUGCCGAUGGCGCCACCCCGGAAGUCCCCAAGAGUAUAUUUGAUCUCUGGAGAAUAGUUCUUACCAUGAGCUUGCUGUAUGCUAUUGACAAGUUGAAUAAUCUUUUGUCCAACACCUAUAAAAUGGAGAAUGCAAAUGUCAGUGUCUUAUCUGUUGGUGCCGGAGUCCUUCUGGGCAGAGACUGUUGCUCAGCAACAAACAGCAUUUGGCAUAGCAGAGCUCUGAUGUUAUAUUGGCUAAAGAUGCUUACUCUCGCUACAGUAUAUAGCCGUAAAAUAAUCGCUAGCUUAGGAAGAUAGUAUCUGUAAUGAUGGCUUUAGAGUCUGCUGCCCAUGCCCUGCACUGCUUUAGAUUUGAUUGUUACAGAACACAAGCAGUGGGGAGAGGAGGAAGGUGGUGAUUCAGCCAAGUGUAUUUGCUGUGCUCGGAACAAUUUUCACAUGACAGCAAUUCCCCAUGGAAGGAGAACGGAUGUAGGCAAGGCGGGACUUGCGGGCGGCAGACUGUGUGCCACAGUUGCAAGGUCACUGUGGUAUAAAUCAAGGACAAGCAGCCCCUGCACAAAUUACAUAAUUCUGGGUCUUCCGUGAGCUUGUUUAAGGUGUGGGGCUGUGCCAAGCACAUCCAGAGUAUUUGUAAUUUACCCUGAACUCCCAGAAAUCCCUUCUGUUUUCCGGGGGGUAGAGUCUGUAAAACAGCUCACUGGUCAUACAUUUCAGUAACUCCUAGGCACAACUACAAAUAAAGAGCAGCCUUUUUACCUUGGAGUCUUGCUGCCCAAGUUGUAGUUGUUUAUUUCCAACCAGUAUGUGAACUUCAUCCUCUCUCGUGUCCCUGCAGUCCCUGACCAUGUUUGCCUUUCCUCUCUGCCCAUUCUCACUCCCAGUAUGUAUAGGAAUACAGGAAGCUGCCUUAUGUUGCGUCUGUCCAGUUCAGUUUUGUCUACACUGACUGGACUAACCGUGGCUUAGCACAAGCCCAUGGGUUCCUGGACAGAAGACUGUAGCCAGAGCACUCUUCCCCCAGCCUCCCUGUACUGUUUGACUUAGUUUGUUGUCCAAGCCACAAGCAGUAACCCAGGUUUGUUCUUGGGUUUACAUCUUGUUGUUUGUCUGGAUGAGACAAACUGAGCCCAGAUUUAGAUGACACACUAGCCCAAAUCGUGAGGGAGGAGUCCAGUGGUCAGGAUCUCUCUGGGAGCUUGUGGUUUCAUGAUAAGCCAUGGUUUGGCUUAGUUUAAUGUGCAAACCAACUCGCUAUCACAUUCCCCCUCUAGGUGUGGACAGGCAGGAGGCCUGCAGGAUCAUUUAAUUUUUACUCAACCCCUGAGGUCCUCCAACCAGAGUAAGCUGCAAAAUAGUGGCUCAAGGGGACAGAGACAGAUGCAAAAUGAUGGCUUGGGGACAAAGCCGGUUACUUGCAUAUAAAAUUAGCUUACCUACAUCUGAGUUAUUACUGAGACAGGAUUCUAACAACCCAGUUUAACAGCAGAAGAAAUGCAGUUUUGCUAUUAACACUGUUAAACAUUUGAGAGUCAGAAACCUUUGACAAUCUAACUGAAAAUAUGCCAGGAGAUCCUGAUCUACUUCCAUCCACCUGACCCCAGUGUAAGGGAUUGGAUGUUGGGCUUGGAUUUGUGAGUAACAGGUUCAAAUCUUCAUUAAGCUCAAUGCCUAAUCAAGCACAUGGCAGAAUUAUGAGGAUAAAAUGAGCUGCCUUGAGCUCCUUCGAGGAUAAGCAUGAUAAAAAACCUCAUUUUUAAACUAAAAAUCAGUAUAAGUGUCUUGUAAAUGUUCUCUCAGUGUUCUCCAAUAUAAUCCUUUAUGUAUUUAGCAGAACUUUUUGCCAUUGAAGAAAAUGUGGCUUAUCAGACUCCGUAUACGUUUCUGUUUUACAUUCACAGAUCCUAACUUGCACAUAUACUUGGUUUCUCAGGCGUGUGCAUGCACACACACCCCAUUACAUUCAGGGAGGGCAGUGAGCCCGUUCCCAGAAGUUGCUGGUAAUUUCCUUCCUGAGGUUUUGGCAAAGAUUCUUAUGUGUGUUUUUGCUGUGGCGUCAUGAACUGCAUGCCCUGGAGCCCGCCAAUUCACUAAUGUCAAACACAGACCACUAAUGUGCUGGGUGGAGGAAAGGAACUGAAAUGUAGAACACUGGGUCACGGCUGCUGAGUUUUAUGUGGAAAGCAUGACUCAAAAUAAGAAAAAGGCUGCUGAAAACUUAAAAGAGGAAGGCAAAGCAGAUUUCUAACACGCACACACACAAAAUUUCCUCUUUGGUCUAAUGUACAGGCUAUUAAUUUAGACUAAAUGGUUCAAUGCUUGGGUGGUCUGAAGCUUACUUUGGUGUCAAUUUCCAAAGGUAUACCUGCCCAAACAUGCAAACAUCUAUUUUAAGAUAUAACAUUGUAACAUACAUCCAUGACUACCAGGAAAGGUUCAUAUUAUUCACAUUUGUUUCUUUACAGAAGUUUUCCUGUGCAAAUGUAUUGUUUUUCUGUGGUCCUGUUUUCUAACAUUUUAUGUUUCAAGAGUGUAAGCAUGUCUUGCAUUGAGAAGUGGCUAUAAGGGAAAUAUUUCAUGGAUUCUGUUGAAACUGUAAUGGAUUCAGUUAUUAAAAUUUCAAUUGAAUAAACAUUAUAUGCUACAAUUGGCAUACAUAGGGGUAAUCCAUGGGUAGGCAAACUAAGGCCUGGGGGCCAGAUGCGGCCCAAUCACCUUCUAAAUCUGGCCUGCGGACGGUCCGGGAAUCAGUGUGUUUUUACAUGAGUAGAAUGUGUGCUUUUAUUUAAAAUGCAUCUCUGGGUUAUUUGGAAUUCAUUCUCCCCCCCAAAAAAAUAUAUAUAUAUAUAGUCCGGCCCCCCACAAGGUCUGAGGGACAGUGGACUGCCCCCUGCCGAAAAAGUUUGCUUAUCCCUGGGGUAAUCCAUCACCUCCUCCAGGUGUUUUCCCCUUAUGUAAUCGAGGUUCCAGAUGACAAGGAGAGCCCACAUGCAUUUGGCAGGCUUGCUGGUUGCAGACAUUUUCCUUGUGAAUGGGUGUUGUCCCAAUGCAAGGAUGUGUGGUCUGCUGGUGUGGCCCUGUUCUCCCUCUCAAGUAAUUUAAUUACAUGAGCAGGAACACAGGAAGGGGGCUUAUUUCUCUAGUAUGUGAAAUGUGGGAGGAUUGUUGAAACAUUCACAAUGAGGGAAGUAACAUCCAGCAGCUGCACUUACACCCAAGUAACCAUGCAUAGGAUUGUUCUGAAAGCACCAACAAUUAAGGCCCACCAAAUUCAGUGGGACUUACAGGAAACCUGUUUAGUAUUAGACAGCUUAUCUGCCAGGUAGUACCAAUAAUGUCAAUAUAGUGUAAUCAUGACUACAUCAGUAAUUGAACCAAGAUCAUCAUCAUCAUCAUCUCAGAACUAUAACUCCAGAUUUUUUUGUACUCUGGUAUGCGUGCCCCCAUGAUGAAUGCAUGUGGGGACAAUCGGAUAUGAAGGCGGCAUCCAUUCAUUUUUCAGGUGUGCUGUUUCCAUACAUGUCAGGAGAGACCCAGUUUGUGCCUGACCAUUGCUCACCUAUAUUUUAAAUUCAGGUAGGGAGCCAUGUUGGUCUAAAGAGGGCCAUAGCAUGCAUUGAUGGGUACUUCCUUCAUACUGGAUGGGCUGUACCUGUGCUUGGUACUUUUAUUGGGCAGUCAUAUCUCAGUAGAAAGAGGAGGAGGAGGCCUUCAAGAAUCUUUGUGCUAGCAUUUCUUCUAGGGCACAAAAAAUGAAAUAAAGCAUCUGAGCCAAAAUUGUGUUUUUAAAAUCUUCUAGGUAACUUUUUUUAUUUAAAAAUCUCAUUAAUCAGAUGAAUAUGUGCAAAUGUGACUAUGUUUUCAUAGGCAAAAACAUUAUCCAAGGCCCAGAUGGUUAAGCCCAUAGAUAAAGAUCUGUUUCAGAUAGACUAGUCUUCAUACCUAUAUAGAAAACCAGCAGAAAGGCUGCUGGUAAGCAGCAGUAUCCUCUUUUACCCUUGAUAUCUUGUGGUAAGGAUACAAAGCACUCCCACUGGCCUCAGAAACCCCAUUUGGAAUUUCCCUGCUGCUGACAGCCAUUAAAAUCUAUUGGCUUAUGCAACCGGGUGAGCUUGCUGCAGUGAGAAUUCCCCACUUGUAGCAAGAGUUCAAUCACUGCUACAGCUCCACAGUCAGCAGGGCUAGGACUCCAGGCUGUCUUACCCUUGAUGGUGUUGCUUGCUUGCUUGCUGGGAUGCCUUGGGCACACACACCUGCUGUAUGGCUCUGCUUUGCUGUCUUUCAUAAUGCUUUUAUCAUACCUCAUACCUCUGCAUGUAGCGACUUGGUGCCAAUGUUACCUGCAGGGAAUAUAGCAGCUCAUAGUGCCAGAGGAUUGACAUGGGGUAGAAGGGAUUCCUCCUGCAGCCCCAGCUCUCAGCAAGCAGGUAUAGGUGGGAGGAUGGGAGAUGGGAAGGAGGAAGAGAGUUGUUCUUCUUCAUUUCUCAGGCAGUAGGUAGGUUGCCAGUACUGCUUUGCAAGUACGUGUAAACAGCCCUGCCUGCUGCCCACCCUUUGCAGGAGGAGCAAGCCUGUUGAUUUAGAUGAAUUUCCUGACGUCACAAGAAGCGGUGAAAAAGUGAAUGGAGCCAACAUUUUUUCUGCAUUAUGUACCCUCUCUCCCUCCCAGCGCUGCUAUUCCUGCAGGAGCCUGACUGUUCUUUAACCUCUGCUGAUUCCAGAGCAACAUCUGCAGCCCCUCCCUCAACACCUCUGCGCUUUUAUUAUAAUUGGCUUAUCAAGCAUGUUGCCUGAAAGUCCUCUUAAGUUCAUGCUGUCAGCAAGGAUGGUGUUGGGCUGGAGGAGGCAAGGGAGCCCUCACCAGCCUCUUUCCCCUUUUAUGUUUGCUUACAGGAGUGGUGAAGAGUUGGCAUGUGCUGGACCCAAGUGCUGACACCGCAGCUGCCUUUGGUGCUUCUGUGCAGCUCGGCAGGGGCCACCUACUCCGCUCUGGAGAGAGGACUAGGCAUGCAUUGUUUGAUUGCUAAUAGGAAUGGGAGAGACAGAUUUCCUGGGGAGGGUGGGGCAGAGCUAGUCAAGAAUAGGAUCGUGCUUCAGCAUCAAUGGCACAAAUCACAACUUACGUCACUGGUGCCUGAAACAGUUUAUGGAAUUGGUUAUUUAAAGUCUGAGUCAAGUAGCUCUUUUGAGACAGUUGGCAGCAGUGUUUUCCCUUGCUUCCUCCUCUAACAAAAAAUGUGUGCUGUGAGCUGGGGUGCACCAUGAUGAGGCCAGCACCAUGGGCGUAGCCAGUGUCAGCAUCGCCCUUGAGCCAGUGCCACCAACUGGACUCAUCCACUUCAGCCCCGACUGGGCUAGGCGAGCUGGGUAGCACUUCCAGAGACCACCUUCUGCACAGGAACAGGUCAAAGUGCUGUGGACUCACAGCUUAGAGUUGUGAGCACCGGAUUCACUCCAACAAGAAGACAGUCGUCGCACAGCAGAGUACAGCAGUCUAGCAGAGUAUAUAAACAACUCGGAGAGCAGCUCUGUAGAAUAUCUUCUUUAUUCUAUCUACAACUAUUAUACAACUAUAUACAGAGCUAAAUAGGUCUAAGCAUAAAUGAAUGCUGCACUGCACUGAGUGUCUGCAGCUGCUCUUAGCAGCAACCUUAUCUCUACACACGAUCUCUAACACUCAGUCUCUCUCGCUCUCUCCGACACUGACUGACUGACUUGGUGCUGGAGCAGAAUAAGUAGAGAGCAGAACACGCCUCCUCCUCUCUGGAGAAUCAGCAGACUCCUCAGGAGAUUCUUGGAUAUGGGAGGGGUGAAAUCUCAGCCAGGAUUUUUGUGGGGGGUAGAACCUCAUACUUGUAUUGAUUUGAAUUGAUUUAGGGGGCAGCUGCCCCCUAUCCCCCUCUUGGCUAUGCCCAUGACCAGUGCACUUACUAAUAGUAGAACCAUUAGCAUUAUCAUGUCAUUAUCAUAUCAUAUCAUGAUAAAUGAAACUAACAGCACAUGAUGUAUCUCUGUAGGACUUAUACUUCCUCACAGUUGGUCAGUGUUAAGUCAGAUAUAGUCACCUCAGGUGGUGGCCCAGGAGGCCUGUUAUUUAAAAACAAACAAACAAACAAACCCUAAUUUCUAACUAGAGGCCUCUUUCUGUGUUAUCCUGAAGCAAGCAAACCAGAUCCUGAGCUUUGCCCUGAAUAUACAAGACAAGGUUGUGGGUGCUGAAUCUGUCUGAUGCUAGCAGAGGGGAAGUUACAGAUUGGGCCCUGGCUUGGUGGAGACCAAAGGACUUGCUGAAAGUAUGACUCUGCUCUCAGUUUCCCAUAGCUCUGAAGUAGCUCUUGCUUGAAAAUUAGGGAGCAUAAUUUGGUGGUAGCCUACUUAGGACUAAAAUGCACAAAUCCUGCCUGGUUCUGCAUCACAGGACUGAUGGGGUGGUUCUGACGGUUGGCUUUUCAAGUGCAGCAUCCUUUAUGCUUUCAUACAUGCAGCCUGGGAGUGUGGAAUAGCCACAUCUUUCUCACGGGAGGAUACACUGCAGGCACAUGAGGAGUAACCUAGGGCAAUUCAUGUGAGAAGCCUAAGGCCAUUCACAAGAGAAGUGGAUGUGUGCACAGCCUAGAAAAAUAAAAACAGUUAACACUAAGAAUUGUGUGGAAUUAGACUUAGAAGUAAAAUAAAAUAGAGGCCUAAAUUCAGCCUGCAUUUGAGCGCAGGAUGAAUAGUUCACAACAGUUCAAGACAUAGGUUAUAAAGAAUUCAGUAUUCUGCAACUGAAUGAGCUACUUCUGAAGCUCUGGCUGAGUCCCGUCCCCCCACACACUCUUGGUCACCAAGCUGUGCUAAAGCCUUUUGUACCUUUUCUCAAGCCAGUAGCUUUUCAUCUGGCCGGGUAUACAUGUGAACUCAUCAGCCAUCUUCUUCACCACUCCAGAGCUUGUACCAGUUCUGUGAAGAAUGUUUAGAUUUUUCCAUCCCUCUUUUUUUCUAAAUUUAGAGCACCCAUUUAACACUCAUGAUUUGGAAAGAAUGUGGCAUGGUAAUAAUUGAUGAGUGAUCUCUCCAUCCCCCAGCUCUUCAGCAAACACAUUGCCUUUGACAGGUCUGGCCAUACUCCCAGACCACUUGCAAACCUGCAGUGCUAUGGAGAGCCUGUGUCUUUCAGAGGCAUAUCAUACAUGCCCAUUUCUCCUCCACUCCUAUUUCCCUAAACUCAGUAGAUCCGUUUAUUUUCUUUACCUCCUGUGGGAUAUAUAUAUCAGGAAGGGUUGAAAGCACAUUAGCAGCUGUGAAGAAAUACUUCUAUAUUCACCUGACAAGUCAGGAGCCAAUAUUUGUGUCGGCCCAUUUAAUUCCCCCCCAUUUGUUUAUGUGGGGUUGUUUAAUGGUGCCUGGUAAAUGAAGCAAAACAGGGCCCCAAUAUUUACAAGUAUGUGCAAAGGAAAUGGUCAAACCAGUAGCAUAGAAGUUUAUAGUUUAUUUGAACUUCCUAAAUGGGCCUAUAGAUGUCCUUCUCUGCAGUCUAUUAAAAAAGGUAAGUAUCACAGGGGUAAGAUGUAAAGGUUUAGUAAUGGGUUAGAAAUUGGCUAAGCACUAAAAAGUAAAACAGAAGAGAAGGGUCAGAUGCUUAGAGCAGAAAGUUAUCAGUGGGAAGACCUGUAAUUCUGAUACAGUGGUACCUCGGGUUACAGACGCUUCAGGUUACAGACGCCUCAGGUUACAGACUCCGCUAACCCAGCAAUAGUACCUCAGGUUAAGAACUUUGCUUCAGGAUGAGAACAGAAAUCGUGCGGCGGCAGCGGGAGGCCCCAUUAGCUAAAGUGGUACCUCAGGUUAAGAACAGUUUCAGGUUAAGAAUGGACCUCCGGAACGAAUUAAGUUCUUAACCCGAGGUACCACUGUACAGCUUUCAAAAGAUGCACUAAUUGUUGAUCACAUGGCAGCACAUAAAGAUAACAAAACAACUUUCCACUGCAUCAAACUAUACUGUUUGAGAUGUUCUUUAAAAAAAACAAAAACAAAAAAAGCUUUCUCAAAACCGUUCACUUUUCAGAUACUUGGAAAGUUUUUAUUUUUAUUUUAAAGUUUAGCACUGUGAAACGGUCCAUUGCUGCUGUAUACAUGAUAACUGAACAUCUAAGCUUUUAUCUUACCUUGGGCCAGCAAUAAGUAGAAUGUGACAGUGAAAGAGGUAUAGACAGGGUUUUGGGUUUUUUUAACUGCAACUUUUUAAUUAAAUCUUAGUAAAGCUGCCAACACAAACUUGAUAAACUGCUAUUUCAACUGGCAGAGUCAUUGUGUUGACGUGAGAUGUUGGUGUUGCUUUUUCAGAGUACAGGGUCAGAUUUAAGGUGCUGCUUUUGACCUUUAAAGCCCUUCACGGCCUAGGACCCUCGUACCUACAGGACCGCCUCUCCCGGUAUGCCCCACGGAGAGCCUCAAGGUCCAUAAAUAACAACACCCUAGUGGUCCCAGGCCCUAAGGAAGUUAGAUUGGCUUCAACCAGAGCCAGGGCCUUUUCAACUCUGGCUCCGGCCUGGUGGAACGCUCUGCCUCAUGAGACCAGGGCCCUGCAGGAUCUGAUUUCUUUCCGCAGGGCCUGUAAGACAGAGUUGUUCCGCCUGGCCUUUGGCUUGGAGCCAAUUUGAUUCCCUCCCUCUCUUUCUUUUUUCCUUUCCUUCUCCUCCUGCGAUGAGGCUACAUUUUAAUAUUUUAAUGUUUCAAUAUUUUAAUGUUGUAUUUUAAUUUUGUUUUUAAGUUGUAAUCAUUCAACUUGUUUUUAUUAUUGCUUUUAAGCCGCUCUGAGCCCGACCUUGGCUGGGGAGGGCGGGGUAUAAAUAAAAAUUAUUAUUAUUAUUAUUAUUCACUGCUUAAUUGGCUAACUUGUAUGUCCAGCUUUUGAUCCUCCUUGCAGCCAUCAUGCUUUAGGGCAGUGAUACAUGUUGUGUAUCAGUCUUAAUGGAUAAGAUACUUUCAAGGCAAGUGCAGGCUGUGAUUGAGGAGGUGGCACUCAGUACCCCAUUAAUGCUGGACAGCAUUGUGUUGUGAGUCCAAAUAUGGUGGCUGACUGUGCAGAAAGGGAGAGUUUCGGAACUUGGCAUCCUAAUUUAAUUCCAUCUUGUUUUAAUAUGCUGCCAAUCCAUGUUCUCUGCACUGAAUUCCCUUCUAAGCUAAUGUUUGGUGGCAGAUUAUAUCAUGCCUUUAGAUAUGGUUUGUUAAGGGAUUUGGCAUUUCCAGUUCGCUACAUUUUCCACAGGACCGGCCUGUAAGGAAACUACAGGAACGUGGACUAAGAGAUUUUGAAAACAUGUAAAUACUGUACUUGGGAGCCACAAGGCAUUAUUGGAAAUUUUACAGAAGAAAACUUCUAGGCUUGGUUUGGAUUUGUCUAAUAAAUCAGUUUCCAGCAAAAACAGUGAAGCACGUUUUGCAUAGUGAACGUUCCCUAUGACAUAAGCUUUAAUGAGCAAGAUCCCACUUUAUCGAAUGCAUGAUAAUAGAUAAAAGUUCAGGGGUUUGUCGGAUAUGACCGUUAAGGUAUCAGUUAAGUUUUCUAAAGGAAUUAUCCUUUGUGCAUCCAUGUUUCACACUUACGUUAACUCUCAGGACAGAAGUGGUUCAUCAUUGACAUGACUACUUACUGUACUGAGAUAGAAACAGUAGUUUGUGCCUAAAUGGUGGGGAAGAGAAUGGGAAUAUGUUAUUGGGUUGGCCCAGAAGCUGAGGUUGCAGCUGCUGUCUGCUUAGGCGGCAGCCUCCUUAAAAGCUUGUUAACAGCAGGUGUUAAUGAAGUGCUAAUGAAGCAGUUUGCCAGAAGCAAACCAAAGGCGCUCACUAGCCUCUUCAUCUCAACAGGAACCUCAAUGGUCCCCUAGUACAAACUGGUUUAUUAGAUGGAGUCAAAUAACCUGUAACAGAUGAAGCCUUUACUUCUGGAAAGUGGGUUAGCAACACAUUGAUCAUUUGUAGUUGCCUAGCGACUGUUACACACACACACACACACACACACACACACACACCAUGGAAUACUGUCCCAACGCAAGCAGUACUGAUACUUGCACAAUUCUAUUUUCCAGUGAAAUUCCAAAAGAGAUUCUUCCAAGAGAUCUUGUUCAAUAUCACUGAGUAUCCACAGAGAAUCAUAGUUGGUGGUGAUGGCUUUUAGUUUAAUACUGAAAGUUCAGGUGAUUGCUUCCACAUUCGGCAUGUACUGUGGUGUUGCCAUACUUUGUUUACCCACUUUUUAUGGGGCAUCUACAUGAUCUCAUGUACUAAACCCUCCCUCUUAGUCCUGUUCAGCUUGGUUCCCCCCGACCAAGUUCAGAAAAUGGUUGUUGUUUUUAGAGCAAUGACAUAGCAGCACAAUUUCCCCUUAUGUACACAGCAUAUCAUGCUCCUAUGCUGUUCAGUUGUGGUGUAUAUUUCUGCUUGUGGGUGGGCGCCAUUCAGCCAGUUAUUUGGCAUCUGUGAUGGGGAUUAAGGUGGACCCAGUGGCAUUAGUCACAGUGGCAUGGAGGUAUGGCCUUUGGUCCAUUGAAGCAAAGACAGAAAGUCUUCCAGAGCAUACCCAUAUCUGUUCACAGUCAAACAAUCUUGAACAAGCAUGUGUAAGUGAAAUGUUUCAUUGCUGCACACCACCCUGAUAUUGCAGUAUAUAAAUGGUGGUAUAUAAUUACUUUUAAAUAAAACUAAAGGUGAAAUGGGUAGUACUAAUUUUCGAGCAAACUACAGCUGCCUGCCCAGCAACUUGGAAGAAGAACUACAGAGAAUUAUGAUUUUAGUGUUUUCCCCUAAAAGUAAGCUCAGGAAUAUGCUGCAAGCUCAAGGCUUGGUAGUGUGGCCUUUUCAAGGCUCGACCCACAACGGUAGAACUCCCUUAUGCCAAAAAAGGAAGAAGAAGGAAAAAAACCACCAGUCCCACUUGGCUGGCCUCCUUUUUUGGAGAGCUGUAAAUACUUUUCUCUUUUCUUUUCUUUUCUUUUGGAUGCUCUCUCCAGCCAGUCGGUGGUUGGGAGUUGUCAUUGUGACUUCCAAUUUUACGUGGAAAUUGACUUGAACUUCUUAUAGGUUUACAUUCAUAAUUCCUUUAUUCAUUUGGAUGAGAAAUGCCAUAAUAUUUUGUUAUGCUUUGAGGAUAUAAAUGCAUACAUGUCAGUAAAAGCCAGUGGCUUCACAGUGGAAGCCUUAACCAGUCAGGUAUCAAAACAGCACACGAAAAGCCCCUGUCUUUGCGUGUCCUGUCUAGCCCCCUGAAACACAGCUUGUAAACUACAGGUCCUGCAUGCAGAAUCUUGAAGCUCUGACAAAGACUGUGUUAGCUCCCAAUCUGCCAGUUCUGGUCUCUUCCCCCCACCCUCUUUCCUCUUAUGCUUCCUGAAACAACUCAGAGAGGGGUGCCUGUUUGAGCACACCCUGAUCAAUCCCUCCAAGGAAAGGGGAUGGAUUAAGGUGAGAUGCAACAAGAAGAGGGUUCCCUGGUUUUUUCUUUUCUCUCUUCUUCUAGAAACAUCACACAGAAGAUAAGAGAAUGGUGGCUAUGUUUGCUGUCAGGGGCUAGCCCAGGGGCCAGCAAACCUUUUCAGCAGGGGGCCAGUCCACUGUCCUUCAGACCUUGUGGGGGGGCCAGACUAUAUUUUGAAAAAAAAUAUGAAUGAACUCCUAUGCCCCACAAAUAGCCCAGAGAUGCAUUUUAAAUAAAAGCACACAUUCUACUCAUGUAAAAACACCAGGCAGGCCCCACGAAUAACCCAGAGUUGCAUUUUAAAUAAAAGGACACAUUCUACUCAUGUAAAAACAUGCUGAUUCCCGGACCGUCCGCAGGCCAGAUUUAGAAGACGAUUGGGCUGGAUCUGGCCCCAGGGCCUUAGGUUGCCUACCCAUGGGCUAGCCUGUCCUUCACUCUUGUACAAAGUGGCCCCAGUGGAAGUGUAAUCACCAGCCAGAAUCUUAGAUGUUUCUGAGUGCUUCAUUCAGACAGAGAGACUGAGCCAGGUCACAUGGCUGAGUGAAUUGUAUUCCAAGCCUGUGUUCUAUAACAUUCUGUUUAGCAAUGUCAUCAUCAGAAGACUUGUUUUCCUGAUUCUAUAAUUAUUCUUUGGAAUGCACUCCCACCCACUGUCUUCCCUCCCCCCACACUGCCAAGACAGCUUUUGUAACAAUUGGACCAAGAGCAAGAAACUCAUUGUGUGGGGCUGCUGGGGGUGGGCGGGGACAGGAGAGGCAUUCAGCAAAUUUCUACAUACAAAAAUGGCAAAAGUACUGUGUCACGUCAUAACUCAAUGCUUGCAAAUAGAAAGGAGGUGUGUGUAUAACAUAAGAGCCUGUUCCCAGUUAAUAUUUAUUUCCUUUUAAGAAAACUGUUUUUAUUUUAUUUUUUUCUGACAGAGCUACCUAAAGAAGUCAUGCAAUGGAAAGGUGGGAAGUUUCCAUUGUUGUAGAUCGCAGGAAUCCUGUGAACUGCAACUCCCAUCACUCUGAACCAGCAUGGCCAAUAGUCUGGGGUGGUGGAAGUUGUAGUCCAACAACAUCUGGAGUGCCAGAAGUUCCUCACCGCUGUUGCAGAUGUUCCUUCUCACCAGCUGGAGCUUUUGAUAAAUCAAAUGCUGAAGUACAAAGUGCUUUCAGUAUUGCAGACACUUCUUAAUUGCUUUCACAAAUUGUGUUGUGCCAGUCAGUGUCGACGUUGCAGGGAGCAGCCGCUGUAAUGUUUGCACGGGCCCUGGUUGUCCGCAUGCUAGGAGGACUUGCACUGCAAAUGUGCAACAAAAGAUGCUUAUUUUUCUUAAAGUACCUGCAGGAUUCACCCAAGUGCUAAAGAGAGAGCAUAGGAAGUCCUGACAAGAAGCAGCGUCUACUGUCCAAGGGGCUUGCUCUGCUGCGACAAGCCAAGGAGUGAAUUAAAUAACAUUAAAAGAUAAGAAACUGAGCUCGUACAUCUCAGUGUAGUGACUUCUCCAUUGAUAAAUGGUAUAUUUAUGGUACCUCAGUUCUAAACCAGGCCUUUAAACACAUUAUCAACCUUUUGCUUGAUUGCUGGGUGGAGGUUUUUUUUAAUUGGAGGAAGGUCCAAUUAAAAAUAGGAGGAAGGUCAAUUUUGAGCAAUUCAACUGGGCAGAGAAUACAUACAUAUUGACCUGAAAAUGAUAGACUAUAGUAUGUUAUAAAUGAUGACCUGAUUUUUCAUUAAGAAACUCCAACCGUAAUGCAGAGGGGACAUGGCCGCAUAGGGUACUUACUCCCCCUCCUAAAAAUAGUUUCAGGAAGCAGUGUUCAGAAAUAGAGUAAAUAACAGGUUUGCUUGGCUAAACCUACUUUACCCAGUGAAAAUGUUACCCAGUUUCAGGAAACAGUUCUAAAUGCUAGGAAAGCAAAUGCAAUUGUCCUCUAAAGUUACAUUCUUCUACCCCAGUUUUGCUGCAGUACACUGGCAUGAUACAUUGACCAGAGGUCAAGCGAUAUGUUCUGAGGGCUAACAGGAGCAGCAUUCAGCGUACUGCCUCUGUUUAAACACUGCCCCUCUUCUCCAGUGUAGUUUCAUUGUACUUCUCUAAACUCCAACCCACAUAUGAUAAUAAUCAACCCCAUAUUUGUUACAAUAACAAGUCUCAUUAGAACACUGGUUCCAAUCAUGGAGCGGCGGGUGGGAGGGAGGGUUUAUUUAAUGCUGGUGACUUCAUCUGGAGUGAUGUCACUGUUAAGGAAAAACACUGAACUCCCAUGAAACAGUUCAGCCUUGGAUUCCUUGCCCUUGUAAAUCGUUGGCUUUAAAGAGACAAAACAUCCCAUCCAGCACAUCUAAUCCUGGAUGGUUUUCCAUAGAACUAGGAAUCAUUCAGUCCCUGAACAGACUUAGAAAGCAUCAGGGCAUAAAGGCAAUUAAAGAAUACUGAGUAUAUGCUUGUCCAGUGUCCUUGUCACAGCAGAACAAACAUUAGGCCCCACUGCCUUGUCAAGCUCUCCUCUGUCAGCAGUGUGGAGUACCCUUACCACAGUCCACACAAGUUCAGGAACUAGGAGCCAGGCCUCAAUAUCAGCUUCUUCCACUUCUCCCUUUAUGAUUGUUGCACUGGUGUCAAAAAGCAUGAAAUGUAAAGGAGAGCAGAGCAGAGUGCAAAGGCCAUGGAAGCUGGGUGCAGAAAGGGUGGCAGUCUGUGGAGCAGGAGAUUUGGAUGACGGAUAUGUUCAGGCCAAUGGGUUAGGAAACUAGGAAGGUGCUGCACACUGAGUCAGGCCCAUUGGUCCAUCUAGCUCAGUAUUGUCUACACUGACUGGCAGUGGCUCUCUGGGGUUUCAGAUGACAUUCCCAGUGCUACAUGGAGAUGGCAAGGAUUGAAACUGGGCUGUUGUGCAUGCAGAUGGGGACUGGAGGGCCAGCAGUGGCAAGUGGCAAAGAGCUUACAUGUUGGAGAGUUGAGCAUGCAAUGGGUGCUCACACCACCAGGGCAACUGGGGGUGGCAGCAGUGCCAUAUUUUAAGAGGCAAAAUGUGAGAAGGUGACACAUUGGGAUUUGAUAGCAAGAGGGGUUUUUUUUCUGAAUUAACUGCUGGCCUUACAAAACCUUCCUCGCCCUCAUAAAAAUGGAUAACUUUGUUGUGACAAUUAAUUUCAUUUAAAUUGUUCCCCGGCUGACCUGGAAUGAAUACAGUGGUACCUCAGGUUAAGAACUUAAUUUGUUCCGGAGGUCCGUUCUAGUCUGAAACUGUUCUUAACCUGAAGCACCACUUUAGCUAAUGGGGUCUUCCGCUGCUGCCGUUCGAUUUCUGUUCUCAUCCUGAAGCAAAGUUCUUAACCCAAGGUACUAUUUCUGGGUUAGCGGAGUCUGUAACCGGAAGCGUCUGUAACUUGAAGCGUCUGUAACCCGAGGUACCACUGUACUUGUGUGCAUUCUGUUAUAUGCAUUGUGUGGUUGGUGUUGGGAUGAAAAGGUGUUGGGAGGCAAAGCUUAACGAAUGGGCAAAUGUCGUGGUGCAGAUUUGCUGUUAAUCCAUCCAUUUCAUGAUGGAGCAGGAGCUGGGCAAUGGCCAGAAAUAAGGACAGCUUGGGACUCCUGUCCAGAACAGUCUUUAAUGAGAUACAUAGUUUUCUCCUGGGUAUGGAGGGGGUGGAGAGGUGAAGUUCAAAGAGUUGCAGGAAGAGGAUGUAAUGUACUGCACUGCCACUCCUGAUCACAAGGGAGAUGCAAUGGAUUGUGCAGGAAACUGCCGGCUCAGACAUUAGCUGUUUAGUCUAGUACUCUGCCCACUAUACCACACUUCCUCCUGCUUUCUGUUGGUGCUUUGGGACCAAGCUUGUAUCAAACGGAUGAGCAGGGCUUCAGUUUGCUGUGCAGAUAUAUUGACUUGCAAAAACAAAAGGCACCAGAGCUGUUUCCUUCACCCCUGCCGCCUGCCAUUCACUAGGGUGGUUGGAGGAAGCGGGGAAAGGGAUGUUGUCCCUUUAAGCAGCUGAGCGAACCAUAUGCCAGUAGCGUAGCCCUUGAGUUAAACUGCAUGUCUGUGUGCUGAGUAAGGAAUGCGGUUGCAUGCCUGACCCGUUAGCUAUGAGUGCUCCUUAGUGGAUCAGCACGGCUGUUGCUCAUGUGCUGAUCUCAUUCAGCCUCAUUGGAGCUGGCGCUGCACAUACACAAGGAGUGGAGAGAGGGGGAGAAUCGUUCUGCUGAGAAGGAGCAGGAAUAUUCCUGUCCUGCUCCCUCCCUCCCCUUUUUAUUUCUCCAAGAAGCUGGAUCUAGGGGUGUUUCGGGCUCCCCUACUUUUUUGGGGGAAUAGGAGGCUUCCACCCACCCACCUCUGGCAACUGUCGUUUUGCGAGGGCAGGAGGUAGCUCUUGGAGAGAGACGCUGCGCAGCUGCCUGGAUGCCUUUGGAUGUUAUGAUUGCUCCCUCUGAGGACCAGUUCUGGCCAGACAUGCACAAAGAGCAGAUGAAGCUGAAAAUCAGGGUGAGACGGAUGAAGGAGAGCAGGGAGAUGCGAGGUUGGUUCCCUGGAUUUCCCAUCCCUUUUAGAUGGGGGGUGUGCACGAGAAGUGAAUGGGGAUGGGACUGGAGUGUGCUUGGGGGGUGCGGGGGGGGUGGAGGAAUCGAUUCUGUUGCCUGAACCAUGUCUCCUGCCUCCCGAGUGUGCCAAGUGGGGAGGGGGUUGGCAGCUGGCAUCUUGCCAUCACAGGACUGGGACAAGUUUAAAAUUCUGGCGGCAGGAGGGGGAGAAUGCCCAUCAUUUCUCCAGCCUUCGCGGAUGCAGGACACAACAGGCAGCAAUCCUGAGCACGCGCAUGAAAAUCUCAUUUGUGAGACUUACUUCUGAGUCAACAUGUUCAGAAUUGGGCUGUUGGAAUGUGACAGAGUAACACUCCCUCUUCCCCAGAAUAAUCAGAAAAUGUGCUGCUCUUUCAGUGUAGGUCUUCUCUCUGUCUGUCUGUCUGUCUGUCUGGCUGUCUGUCUGUCUGCUGCAAGAAGAUGGGCAUUGGGUGAUGCUUGCCUUGAGUCCCUCUGUGUUCCUGCAUGUGCACUGCUGCAGCACUCAUCUGAAAAAAGAGUUGCUUCCCCUUUAACAGGGUCUGGAUUUUUUAAAAAAGGAUGGGGGGGGUCUUAAUUUCACAAUGAACUGGGAUCUUUAAAACUGGAAUAUAAUGGGAAACUCAGAGGAGUGAGGCAGAUUCUUUCUUUCUUAUGUAACUCACCACAUUCUCCAGGGGCAGAAGGGUAGGGAGCUGUGGAAAUUUCCUGGGGACAUCCCCAUGCAUGAGAAAGCAUCUUGCAUUCACUGCUACCUUCUUUAGAGGUCACUUUCUAUCAAGUGGAUGUGCAGAUGGAAGGAAAGGAAGGAAAGGGGGAAUUACCUUCUAGAAAGGCAAAAGAAGAGAAGAGGCACAGAGGAAGAUGGGGGCACUAUGCUGUCCCUAGCUUUAGAUCUUGUGCAUUUGCUUUGCUGCUCAAUAUGCCUGACUGCAUUUCUCUACUGAGAAUGACUCCUUUAUUGAAAAGGCAUCCAUAGUGGUUUAUUACUUGCAGGGCUAGCCCAAGAGGUGAGAAGAGAAAUGAAAAGCAGCUUUAAAAAGUAGAAUGACCUACUUUUACCAAACGAUGGAACCAUGAAACUUUCCCACAGCCCUUGCACUCUUUACAAAAUCAGAAUUCUCCUGCAGCGCUUGGAAGCCCUUUUGUGUCAUGAGAUGCAUAGCCCAGCGAUUGUGUCAUUAGUAAUAAGUCAUUUAUGGAAAUGACACAUUUUUCUUUACUUAGAACCAGUAGAGCUGGUCCUGGUGAGGCACAUUUACCAGAGGAAAAUCUGGACCGGCAACUUAGGAGGGCUGAUUCUUUCAAGGGUGUUAUUGCCCAAUGCUUUUUUUAAUAGAAAAAUAUUGGUGUUAAUGGUUGCUUUCCUAUUUACGUAAGGUCUUGCACCUUGGAGAAAUAUAACAGUUGGCAAAGAUUCAAAAAAUGAAGCUGACUGACUUGAGGACAGGGAAUGUGGAGUUUCCCCCCACUCUCCCUUAUGGAUUCUUCUUUCUGUUGUACACGCAACCCAAAACUGCCUGCCCACCAGAUGUUAGUUAGCUCAGUAAAAGCAAGAACCAUACUUACUUCUAUCCUCUGAUACUAGUAUAGACAAUCAGCACUGGCUAUAUGCUGCAUAUAACAUGCCUAAAACAGGGUUUUUUGUGGCGGGGGGAGCAUAGAAUAGGUAGAAGUGUGUGUAGAGGUUUGGGUCUUUGUAUGGUGGUGAACUAAGGUUCCUGUUCCUUCAGCUAGGAAGAAUUUAGAUGUGAUAGUCUUUCAUCUGACAAAUAAUUGAGUUUGGCAGUGUCAAAAUUGUCUGAAUUGGGGGGAACAGAAAUCGAUCACCCCAGAGUUAAAGAUAACUGAUGAUGAUGAUGAUGAUGAUGCCACCAGCAAAAGUGCCACCAGCCAUGGUGACAAAGGCAUGAAAACAGAGAUUACUUGAUGCAGCACAGGAAGAUGGUGAGAGUCAAUAUAGUAGGGGGCUGUGAGGGGAACAGCUGCAAAGACCAACCGAGCCCUUUCACUGCAGUAAUAGAAUUCAAAUAGGAACUUGAUGAGGUAAGAUCCUAAAGCCAUUUAAAAUGAGGGAUCAGGGGAGGCAGUCUCCAGAGACCUAAGAGAGAGUGUCAAUUCUUUUUUUCCCCUUUUCAGAAAGCUGCUUUAACUGCCAUUUUAGAAGCCGGUGUUUGGCUUGGGCGAAACAGCAAAUGUUGCCCUUGCAAAAGGGGCCAGUGAGGCUGCAUUGAAAAAAUGUGCUGAACAUUCCAUCCGCUUUGAUACAUACGAAAAGGGGCUUUAUGUGGAAUUGGCCAAUGUCCAGCAAUGGGUGAGAUAAUCGAGCCGAUAUAAGGAGUAGAACACCAUUUGUUACUUGAGGAAGGAAGUCAGAACUGACUUUUGCUAAUCCUAGAAGGGGUGGGGGUGGGGAAUGCAGCCAAGUGUCCUUUCCUCGUGAAUUUCAGAGAAUAUUUUGCUGUUUCAGGUCUUGAUAUAUCCCACCCACACUCUUCAGUUAUGACAGCUCUCCCUUACUUACCCUAAUAAGAACAGAGGCCAAAUUCCCAUAGCAAUAUAGUGUGAUCUGCCUCUGUCACUUGCUUGUUCUGCUGUUUCUCCAUACUCAAAAACUCAUACCUGUGCAUGGGAGUGAAGGUGUGAAGUAGCCCUGGAAGUGGUGUCACUGCUCUCCUCCUACUUAUUUAGCCAUGUUGAGAGAGUAGCAAUGCUCCAGUGUGACAGCUAAGCAGGGUUUUGUAUGUGACCAAAACAUAUAGCUCAUGCUGGAGAAUUCUGCUUUGUGUGGGAACAAAAGAACCAAAAUCAGGGCUGUUGUCUUGCACGUAAAAGCAAGACAGCAGAGCAGACAGCAGAGCAGACCAUCUAGCUGCAAAAAGGAAGUAAUGGUUGUGAAAGCCAAGGAAUUUUCUGUGGCAGGACUGAGUAAGAUUUUCAAGUGCUGUGAUUUCAUCAUUGGCGAGGCUUGUAAUGGAAGCCAUCCUUAAGCAAAAGUACCGGACAUUGAACCGUAUAUCUUGAAUUCAGUAAGCCUUUUGACAAAGUCCCCCAUGAUAUUAUUGGGGAGAAGCUGGUAAUAUAUGGACUGGACAAGGUCACUGUUAGGUGGAUUUGUAGCUAACUGAACCCCAAGAGUGCUCACUAAUGGUUCCUCAUCAUCUUGGGAAAAAGGGACAAGUGGGGUGCUGCAGGGUUCUGUCCUAGGCCCAUUGUUGUUCAGCAUCUUUAUAAAUUACUUGGAUGGAUGAACUGAGGGGAUGCUCAUGAAAUUUGCAGACAAUGCCAAGCUGGGAGGGGUAGCCAAUGCAUUGGAAGACAGAAUCAGGAUUCAAUAUGACCUUAAUAGAUUGGGAGACUGGGCCAAAACUAACUAAAUGAAUUCCAAUAGGGAGAAAUAUCAGGUUCUACACUUAGGCAGGAAGAACCAUAUAAGAAUAUAAGAUGCAGGGCACCUGGAUUGCCAGUAGUACAUGUAAAAAGGAUCUAGGGGUCUUAGUAGAUCACAAUUUGAACAUGAGUCAACAGUGUGAUGCAGCAACAAAAAAGGCUAAUGCUGUUCUAUGCUGUGUCAACAGAAGUACAGUGGUACCACCAGUUGCGAAUGGGAUCCGUUCUGGAGCUCAGGUCGCAUCCCGAGGAAUUCACAACUGGAGGUGAUGCUUCUGUGCAUGCGCAUGACACAGUUUAAUGCUUCUGUGCAUGUGCGCAGCACAUAGAGCACUUCUGUGCAUGCGUGCAGGGCGAAACCCGGCAAAAUACUUCCGGGUUUGCUGCAUACGUGUCCCGAAGGAUACAUAACCAGAGGUGAACGCAAGCAGAGGUACCACUGUAUAGUGUUCCAAUCAAGGGAAGUUAUAGUCCCACUCUAUUCUGCCUUUGGCAGACCACACUUGCAGUACUGUUCUGGGCACCACAAUUUAAGAAGGAUAUUGAGGAACACGUGCAGAGGAGGGUAAACAAGAUGAUAAAGAACGUGGAAACCAAACUUUAUGAGGAAUGGUUGUGGGAAUUGGGUAUGUUUAGCCUGGAAAAGAGGAGACUAAGAGGAGAUAUAACGGUCAUCUUCAAAUGUCUAAAGGGCUGUCACAUAAAAUAUGGAACAAGCUUGUUUUCUCCUGCUCUGGAGUGUAGAACCUGAACCAAUGGCUUCAAGUUAAAAGAAAGGAGAUUCCAACUAAACCUCAGGAAGAACUUUCUGACAGUAAGAGCUGUUUGACAGUGGAAUGGACUUCCUCAAGUGGUGGCGGACUCUCCAUUUAAUAGUUUCAAGCAGUGAUUGGAUGGCCAUUUGUCAUGGGUGCUUUAGUUGAGAUUCCUGCAUUGUAGGAAGUUGGACUCGGUGAAUGUCAGGAUCCCUUCCAACCCUACAAUUCUAUGAUUCGCCAGUCUGAGCUGCCUUUAGUGCUCUUCAGUAUUUUAUAUUUUUUUCUAAAGUUAUAUUCAAGGGCUUAAUGUGUUGGAAUAGUUAGAAAAUUCAUUUAAAAACCGAUAGACUUCAUUUUCUUCAUUGUAGAUGAGCAAUUAAGGGACGGAUAUUCUAACACAGGCGUAGGCCCUCCAGAUGUUUUGGGACUACAACUCCCAUCAUCCCUGACCACUGGUCUUGUUAGCUAGGGAUGAUGGGAGUUGUAGUCUGGAAUGCCUGUUCUAACACCGCAUACAUAGCAUGAUACAUACCUUUGUACUUUGUAUCAGUCAAUAUUAAAGAAUUACCACCCUGAUUUCAUAUAUAGUAUCACUAAAGUUAAUUAGAAUCCCCAUCUCACCCACACUCAUGCACUGAAAACCUGCAGGCUGGGGGAAGUGCACCUUUUCACAAAUCUGACUCUGACAAUGGUAGGGUGGUAUAAGGAUUUACAGUGUCACUAAACUGAGUUCAAGUGAUUUUAAGUAGAUGCAUUUUGUCAUUCUGCCCACCUAUGGCUUAAAUGGGGGGGGGGUCCUAGCUAGGCAGUGUAGACUUCUUUAUUUCCUCUUCAGUAACACAGUAAUGUUUAGUUUUGUCUUAGGGUAAAAGAAGGUUUUCAGCAGUACUCUUGGAAGAACUUUCAUGAGUCCACCCAGCAGACUGCUAGUCCAUUGUUGAUGCUGCCAAGCACAUCAGAAAUUGACACCAGCACUAAAGUGCAACCCCAACUGAAAGUCUUAACAGUGUGCAUUGUUAUCAUGUUCAUGCAAGGAACUGUGGCAAUAGCAAAUUGUGGGACAACUGCUGCAGGAUGGGGAGAAAUUGAAAUUACACUGCAAGGUCAUAGGGUGCCAUUGAGAUAAUGUGAAUGUGUGUGUGCGUGUGCACACACAUACACAGUUCCAUAUAUCCCUUGAGCAUCUUUUCAAGAAUAUAGUUCUCUGCAGGAGCUGCAGAAAACGUUGCACAUUGACAGCUCUGUGCUGGGGGAUGGAAAUUGAGUCAAAAUCAGGGGUCAGCAAACUUUUUCAGUUGUGGGCCAGUCUACCAUCCCUCAGACCAUGUGGUGGGUUGGACUAUAUUGUGAAGGGGAAAAAAUGAACAAAUUCCUAUGCCCCACAAAUAACCCAGAUGUGCAUUUUAAAUAAAAGGACACAUUCUACUCAUGUAAAAACACGCUGAUUCCCGGACCAUCCAUGGGCCGGAUUGAGAAGGUGAUUGAGCCGCAUCCGGCCCAUGGGCCUUAGGUUGCCUACCCCUGGUCUAAAUCUUACCCUAGAGUAGGUGCCCAAAUCUCUAGUCACAGGUACCGUAUUUUUCGCCCUAUAGGACGCACUUUUUCCCCUCCAAAAAUGAAGGGGAAAUCUGGGUGCAUCCUAUGGGGCGAAUGCAGGCUUUUGCUGAAGCUUGGAGAGCGAGAGGGGUCGGUGCGCACCGACCCCUCUCACUCUCCAGGCUUCAGGAACACAUCCGCAGCCUAAGCAGCCCUGCGGGAGUUCCCGCAGGGCUCCCUACGCUGCGGAUAGCAGCCUGCUGCCUGGAGCGCCAGGCGCGCUGAAAGCAGAGCGCCCGGCGCUUCGGGAACACACCCGCAGCCUACGCAGCCCUGUGGGAGUUCCCGCAGGACUGUCUAUGCUGCAGAUAGCAGCCUGCUUCCCAGAGCGUCAGGCGCCCUGAAAGCAGAGCGCCCAGCGCUUCGGGAACACAUCCGCAGCCUAGGCAGCCCUGCGGGAGUUCCCGCAGGGCUCCCUACGCUGCGGAUAGCAGCCUGCUGCCCGGCGCGAGGGGCGCCCUGAAGCAGAGCGCCCCGCCCGCCGGACAGACAUCCGCAGUGUGUUGGAGCCCUGCGGGAGUUCCCUGCAGGGCUCCCCACGCUGCGGAUAGCAGCCUGCCGCCCGGCGCGAGGGGUGCCCUGAAGCAGAGCGCCCCGCCCGCCGGGCAGACAUCCGCAGCGUGUUGGAGCCCUGCGGGAGUUCCCCGCAGGGCUCCCCACGCUGCGGAUAGCAGCCUGCCGCCCGGCGUGAGGGGCGCCCUGAAGCAGAGCGCCCCGCCCGCCGGACAGACAUCCGCAGCGUGUUGGAGCCUUGCGGGAGUUCCCUGCAGGGCUCCCCACGCUGCGGAUAGCAGCCUGCCGCCCGGCGUGAGGGGCGCCCUGAAGCAGAGCGCCCCGCCCGCCGGACAUACAUCGGCCAGCCCCACAAGCUCGGGGGACAGCAAGGAGGCGCAGUACCGCCACCCCGCUGUUCCUCGACCUGGUUCGGUUUCCCCGACCUGCUUUUGGGGGGGAAAUAAAGGAAUUCCCCCCCUUUAUUUCCCCCCAAAAAAACUAGGUGCGUCCUAUGGGACGGAGCGUCCUAUGGGACAAAAAAUACGGUAGUUUUAAAUGCUUUAUCAACCAGACUUGCCUAGCAGAUGGCUUCAAGCUCUAUUGUCUGAGGGGAUCACAUAUCCUUAAAGUACAUAAAAUGGGAGAUGAUAUACCAUAUUUUUCGCUCUAUAACACACACCUGACCAUAACACGCACAUUGUUUUUAGAGGAGGAAAACAAGGGAAAAAACAUUCUGAAUGAAACAUUGGAUGUAUCAUUUUUGUGCUUCAUGCUGUGGCCACAGACAUGUGAUCUGAUGGUGAAUUUGGGGUGACCCAAUGCAAAAAUCCUGAGAAUCCCUGUGGAUCCAUGCUUUGUAACCACGUUUUUGCACCAUUGCAGCACCAGGCAACAGUGGGUGCGUGAUUUUUGGGGGGCAGGCUGUAGCCAUGGACAUGCUAUGUGAUCUGAUGGUGAAUUUGGUGUGACCCAAUGCAAAGAUCCUGAGGAUCCAUGUGGAUUCAUGCUUUGUAACCACAUUUUAAGUGGGGAGGGAAGGAAAAACACAGAAGGGACAAGGAGCACGAGAGGGGUGUGCAGAGAAGCAGCUGGCUAAGAAUGCAGGAGAGGGGUAUAACGGGAGGGAGGAAAGGAAGGCAAAAGUUUCCCCCCACCCACCCAAGCCAGCCAGCUCGCGCUCUCUCUCUCCCACCUGCAUAUUUUCCGGCUGCCUGAUAUAUAUUUUUUUUAAUUGCCUUGACAGAAGAAAGCAUUUUAACUGCAUUAAGAACUAUUUAGCAGCGAAACCUAAGCUUUGCCAUCCCUUAAGAGGUACAGACACUGUAAUCUUCCAGAUCGCAUGAAUUUACAGGCAAAACACUGUUUAAGGAUUUCAUCCUUUUAAAUGGAAGAAAGCAUAUUUGAAUGCUGUGUGUCCUCAAAAACAAAAGCAAGAAGUCAAAUCAGAAUUUUAAGCUGAACCUGUAAUCUCUCUUCCCUUCACAAACAUUGUUCCCUCCGGAGCAUGGAGAGGAAUUAGAAGGAAGGACGCUCUGCUGUCCCCUCUGCUUGCCUGGAGGGGAGGGGCUUUCCCUGCUCUUUGUUCCGUUUGAGCAAACACAGCAACGAAACAGAGAGGGUGGGCAGUAAGACCCUGAGGCAGAAUGCAGGAAAGCAGCCGCUUCCUCUUUUCAGGUUUCCCUUCUCCGAGACACGAUUUGAUUUUUGCCUGAUUUUUGCCUCCACUCGCGCCAUUCGGCUCCAGGGACCACACAUUCACUCAAUAACACGCACAGACAUUUCCCCUUCCUUUUUAGGAGAAAAAAUCUGCGUGUUAUAGAGAGAAAAAUACGGUACCACUAUCUGCAGUUAAACAAAUACAAGGCCCUGAAUCAUUUGACAUCCUUUUACAGUUGCCUAGUCUUUGCUGUCCAAGAGAAGCCACAAGAUACAUUAUUUCUGAGCUAGUUGCUAAAGCCAAAGCCAAACUUGUCUCAGGACCUGUUUGCUGGGGAGAUCUUUCUCCACUCGUUGAUAGGCAGCUGGCUGGUUGCAGUGGCUUUUUCACUUAAAGAACAGUGUGAAAAUGCAUGUGUACCACAAAGAACGCUAAGGCUGCAUCUGCUCCCUCCACUGCCACUACACUGACAUGACAAAAAACAUGAGGGGUUUGGAGGUAUAUUGUUCUCUAGAUAAUGGACUGUGAAGUGCAGGCCUCAUUCAAGAGUUCCAUACAGAUGCUGGCACAAUGAUUGCAUCAAUGGCUGAGCAAGCCUUUUGUCCAGAUCCUGUGGCUUGGUUUUAAAUUGGUGCAGGAGUGACGUACAAUUGAUCAAUGCCACAAUGCAGAUUGCAAGGGCUGGUUGCACAUCGGCGCAUAAUGAUGUUAAACUAACCUGCUGCUUUGUUCCUGUGUAAAAACAGCUAGGGAAAAAAAAGAUGAAUUGUGAAUAAUCAGUGGAGUUAUCUUGGAUGCUGUGAUUGCUGACCAUUAUUCCUGUAUUUUUAAGGGAUAUUUCUAAUGUGUAGGCUCAAUGCUUGUUCAUGGUUUCAUAGACCAGGGAUCCAGAUAUGCUUUAUGCAAACGAGCCCAAUAUAUUUUAAUUGUUAUAGCAGCCAAAUAAUAAUGUAUGCUUGUUCAAGAAAUACAUUAAUUCAAAGUGAGUAUCUUUAUUGAAAUCACUGAUUUAAGACUGUCUUUUUAUUGGUGAUGUAAUUCAUGUUUUUAACAGCCUUAAUUUAAAUCAAUCCACCUUACGGGGGGGGGGGGGGGCAUUUAAACAUGGAAUCCACUUGUAAAACAGUAAAGAACAGAGGGCAGGGGAAAUAAAUGUUUAAGAUUAAGGAAGCAAAUAUUUAGAAAACUAAGAAAGAUGUUCAGUCUCAAAAAAGGGAAGGAAGAGCAAGGAAAGAAAACAUAACAAGAGGAGCAUGAGUGAGAUAAGUUGAAGGAACAAGAGAAAAUUAAAGUAACACAUUUGUCAAAGUUGGAGCAGUUAGCAGCUGUUGCAUGGCAGAUAGAUUCCACCAAAAUAGGAGACAACAUCAUUAGGAGAAAGGCAAGUUGGCAAGGCAGGGUUAGGAGAUGAAUAAAGAGAAAUAAUAUUUGACAAAAGGUGGCAAGGAUUAAGUGGUGAGCAAAAAAAUUGGGGGUGUGGGGGGAGAAGCAGAAAGAAAAAUAAAUAUUUUGUGACCAAAUAUUCAAACAUGACCACUGGAAACCAAGAGAAAUCAAGAGCUGAUGCCAAAGGAGAUCAGUGGACAGGUUAGAAGAAAAGUAAAGGAAAAGAAUGAGCUGUAAAAGAACUGACUGUUCUGCAAGGGAACACAGAAGAAUAGGUGGGGAAAGAAAUCAAGGGCAGAAGAAUAGAUUAGGAAGAAGAAGAAAAAGAAUCCAAAUCAAUACAAAACUAAGCAGGGGAGUAGUUGAAUUUAGAAGUAGAAAUCACAGAGGUAAUUAAAUUGUAGUUAGGAAGAGGAAGACAAAAUUGCAAAUACAGCACUGCAAAGUAAUAACUAAAUCAAGAGCAAUCUUGGGGAACUAGGGGAUUUCCAUGGAACUGUAGGGAAGCCAGUAUGUGCCAAUAUUUACAAAAGCGGACAAUCUUUGGUGUAGAGGAAUAAUAGAUUGGCUUACGCAUGAUCAAAAAGAUGCUAAGUGCUUAAAACAUAAAUAGCCACCAGGCACCACAUUAUGGUGGAAACUAGUUCUUUUCCAGCAAAUAGACUUUUUGAUACUUUGAUGAUGGUGAUGAUAUUUCUUUCACAUUUCUGGUUUUCAUACUAUGGUUAUUACAGAAGAGAAGGCUUUCUUAGUGAUCAGGCACUAACUUGGGGCUUGCAAGUCUAGCUUUGUUGACUUCAGUCUCAUGGAUGGAAAAGACAGCAUCUGCCUGAACUCUGGGGACUUUCUUCAGAGUUUUCCCAGGCAGCUGCUACCAGCUGGGCUCACUAGGCUGAGAAAGUGAUAAACCACGAAUGAGUUAGUUGGGUGUUGUGUCUAGAGAAAACCUUUUCCGUGUGUUCUUUGGGAGUGCAGCCAUUAGCUGCUGUGCCACAGAUUUCCUGUGUGGCCUUGGAAAAACCUGCUCUGUGUAACAUGCGAGAUAAAAGUAACAUUUCCACCUCAUUCUAAUACUGUGAACAGUGAUAUGCUCAAGACUGCAGGUGUUCUUUCCCUGCCCACCCCCCUAAUAUUCUUAAGAGGGUCUCUUCUCCAGUCUUCAGAGAGUAGCUGAAAGUGGCGAGGCAGAAAAUUGUCCUUCUUUCCUUCUACACUGCAGUUUUAAUCUGAAAACUUAGGCACAGUACUGCGCCCAGAGCUCAGAAACCUCUCACGCUAAUGAAAUUCCCUGUUGCAAAAUGCACCUAGAACAAUGGGAGUUUCUAACACUGCACUUGACCCUAUCCAAAUUGCCAUAACAAAACUUCUUUAUGUAGCUUGAGAGACAAAGUGCAAAAUUUCCAACUGUACCUGUGGUCCAGCAAAUUUCCAACAAAUCAUUUGCAAUGAGCAUGGCGUAGUGCAGACUGGGAGAAAUGAUGUUGGCUGCACAAAAAAUGACUGGUGAAUCAAGCCUCUCUAAUGGCCUAAACAAGACAAGGAUUAAGAAAGCUGUCUUCUGUGUCAUUACAAGCAUGCUCUUAUUUCUCUUGGAUGGUGUGAGGUGGGAUUAUUUAAUGUCUCCAAGAUGCUUAAAUAGAAAGGUUGAUUCAUGAGUAGCUUGAUUGCUAAAACGGGGCCUGCAUGUGGAGUAGUCCUAACCCUUUUCUGCUGACACCCAGGUGGUGCCCCUGUGACGUCCUAAUCACUUGUAACCUUUAUAUCAUAUGUUUUAAAAGAGUGUUCUCUCCAUAUUAGAUCCCAUAUCUACUCUCAGGUUAUAGGGCACUUUACUAUGCAUUUGCAUUCGAUGAAGCAGCACUUUCCUUCUCACAGACACUGCAGGCUGAAGGCUUGUUCACUCACAAGUUGCUAUCAGAGGUAAAAUGAAGGGAAGACGAGCACUCUAGUGCUUGCAAAUGAGACAUUUCAGGUAUCCACCUGGGCCAUUCAGAAAGCUGUUUGUGCAGAACCGUGAACCCCAUUCAUCACAGAGAGCAACCAUGUUCUUGAUUAUAUAACUCCUAGAUGAAAGAGGAGCCAGUGAAGAAAAUCCUCUUUGAGCUUUCCAGUGGCCAUGGAUUGCUUUUCAUCUCAUUUCAUCCACUGAUGUGUUUUGGGAACAUGUAAACACAUUCAAGGUUGAUACAUACCCAGUUAUUGUUAUUUUUUAAUUAUGCAUUAAAUUUGUAUACCACCCUAUACUUGCAGGUCUCAGUUCUGGUCACCGCAGUUUAAGCAGGAUAUUAAAAAGCUGGAAGGUGUGCAGAGGAGGGUGACCAAGAUGAUAAGGGGUCUGGAAAACAAGCCUUAUGAGGAAUGGUUGGGGGAGUUGGGUAUGUUUAACCUGAAGAAGAGGAGGCUGAGAGGUGAUAUGAGGGCCAUCUUCAAAUAUCUGAAGAAGGAGCAAACUUGCUUUCUGCUGCUCCAGAGGGGAGGACCCAAACCAACAGAGUUGAAUGACUAGAAAGGAGAUUCCAACUAAGCAUUAGGACACGCUUUCUGACAGGAAGAGCUGUUCAAAAGUGGAUUGAACCAGCUCAGAAGGUGGUGGACUCUUCUUGUUUAAACAGAGGUUGGAUAGAUAUAUGCCAGGGAUUAUUUAGUUGUAAUUCUUGCAUUUAGUAGUGUAACAAAUCAGGGUGGGGUGUACGGGCUGCACCAGGUUUGUGGGGGGCUUAGGCCAGUACGGUGAUCUGUAGGGCGGCACGAAGGCUGCUGCAUGUCAGGGAUUGAGAUUCUGUGUGGCAGGGGAGUUUGUGGGCGGCAUGGUGGUUCCUGGAGUUUUGGGUGCUCUGCAGUCCCUGAAAUCAGUGGAUGCCCUAAAAAAAAAAGCUCAACAACUUUGAUUUACCCCCGAAAGCUCCAAGCCACUGCUUGCAUUACCAGAGUUUGGACUAGAUAGCCCUUGUGGUCCCUUCCAUCUCUAUAGUUAUAAGUUAUAUCAUUCUGUGCUUGGUAAUCUUGUCUAAACCCUCCAGGAAAUCUACAGCUCUGGCCAGCCUCAGGAUUUUCGACAGGGCAAGGUAUCCUCUCUUGAAGCCUCAACCAGAUCUCCUAUUGGAAACAGCACUUAUAAGUAAUCUGAGAACUCUUUCUGACCACACUGUCCCGCAUACAGAUGCACUCCCUCUCUUAAUUCCACUCAUGCCAAGAUAAUACCACUCCUAGGCCAUAUAGCUUGACAAAUAAAAGAACCACAACUGUACAAGGCCAGGACUUUUGUUAUUCCCUGACACCCCCCCCCUUGCUUGAUCUGAUGCUAGAAGGGCAACUAGCAUGUGUUAAUAGCAAAGCCAACCCAAUCAUCAGUCAUGUCUGGAAUCCUGCUUGUGGCCUUUGCAUUUUUUGCAUUAAGCUAUGUUGACUUUUUAAGAUUAAAAGAGGUUUUAAGGCCACUAUUGUGGCUGAGAGGUCUGUUCCCCCCCUCUCAUUCCUUUGAAGGAUUGCUUAAACCCCCAUUUAGAUUAAGGAAAUUAACUAUUUAAUUGGAUAUUUAACCCCACCCCUGUUCCAGUGGGACUCAGGCAGACUUAAUGUUUCUUUAUUCUAUCCAAUAAAUUAGCUUAUACAGCCUUUGCAAGAUCAUGCUCAUAAUGAGGCCUGUAUCUCUGAAACAAAAGCUUGUUGGGAUAGGAGGACGUGUGCCAAGAGUAAUAUCAGAUGCUGGGCCCUCCUUCCAUCAACGAAUCCCCACUGGCAUUCUUAAUAGACCCUGCAUGCUUGCUUGCAUUUUCCUGAACAAAACUAGCAGUGAAUCUGCUGACAGUUAAAUUCCCUCCGCCUGUAUUUUCUAGUAAGGCUGUUACAGAUAAGAGCAGCCUGGGUCUGAGCAGAUUUCUCAGUGCCCCAAUUCCUCCCAGUUGAAAAUGGGCAUCAUAGGCAAGUAAAUGAAUGGCAUGUUUCUCCAUCUGCACAGAUUCUAAAACCUCAAGGGGGGCGUUUUUGCUGAAGUGAAUGGGAGCUGUGCAAGAGCUUAGCAGUGCCCAGUGGACUGAGCCCUAAGACAGAGCUACUGCUCCAACAUGGCAAGAGGGUAUUACUUAAAUUAGGAAGUGGUAGGGCACAACCCUGCACUACAUGACCUCCUUCCUAUGACACCCUGCAGCAUAGUGACAACUGGCAACCGCAUCACUCUGCAAUACAGAUUGCAACAGGGCAAGAAGGAACAGUGAUGCAUAGCACAUGUAUGACCAAUUCACACCACAGUACAGAUUAUUUAGCGCAUGCCCAGUGUAAAAUCAACCCAUAGCUUUGUGCUCCAGGACAUGCAACCUUGUAUCUUUGUCUCUUGCAUCUAUUGGGAGACAAAAAAGCAAGCAAAAAACAACAACCCCCCCUCCCUGCCUGACACGCUGAGUGCUGGCUAUUCUUAGCUUUUCUUCUGAGCAUUCAGAAAAACACAUUAGGGAAGGAGGAAAUUAUAGCUCAAUAGCAUGCAUAAGGGUGCCAGGCUCAGUUUCUGACACCUUCAGUGAAAAGAUCAUGAGCAGAAUAGAUCUGAUGGCAGCAGACCUGUAUGCUUAAAUGUGGCUCUACCCCCAACCAUAUGGGAGAAGGAAGGGGUGGUUUUUUAGGGACAAAUACAUGGCGACCCGGUGUUCACAGCUUACCUGUCCGCAGUUUCUGUGAUGGUUCUCUCCUUCUUUCCUUCUCAGCUAAACUCCAGUAGCAGGAGUGUUCUCAGCUGAGGAAAGUGCUUGAAGAGUAAGGACCACAGGGACAUAAGCUGCAAGCAAGGGGAGGAUUCUGCAUCCAUUUUGCUGUUAGAAACAGACCAUUUACUCCCUCUUUCUGCAGUUCUGUCUUGAGGGGGUUGAGUGGAGAGAUCUAUAUCUAAAUGCACAGAGCUGCCAGAGCUAGUUUGAACCUUAGCCUUAGAGAGCCUCUACCACUCAGAAUACACAAUUCUGUCCUCUAGAUGGACCAGUUGACUCAACUUGGCAUAACACUGCUUCAUCCAUUUGCAACAAUACAACAAGUUGUGUAGAGGAUGACUUCUUUUGUCUAGUCUUUCCAGAUGCCCAGGUCUUGACUCCUGGAUUAUCCGCCGACACCCCUCAGACCAAGAAAAAAUAGAGAAUUACAUAUGCUUACAUACACACUUCCCAACCCUGUAAUUUAUGCUUCAUGGUGAAAUUGAUGCAAUUGGGGGGGGGGUGAGGGAGGCAGCUAGGAGUAACCAGAGCCCAUGUGCACCUGUGCUAAUCUUGUUUCAUUCAUUCUGAUUUAAUAUCCCAGUUGAGGGGUGAUGUCAUGCCACAAAGAGCCACAGAGGAAGUGGUGUUGCAAAGUGCAUUUAACUCCUCAUAUCCCAAAUGGACAAGACUUGGUGAUUUUUUUUAAAAAAAAAAUUCUAAUAUUUAUCUGGCAGCAGAAAUAGUGUUGUUCACAAAUAUUAUUAGUGUUUAGGGAUUGGGGGUUUUUUUGUUUAGUCAGUUGCCAGAUUCUGCAGGGAAAGCAAAAAAUAUACCUUGUGAAGCAUUAGAUCAGAAGGCUGUCUCAAGGAAGAUGCUUGCGUGAACUGUAUGGUCAGGCUUUACCUUCUGAUAAGAGUAGCCAGGAACAGUAUUUUACGUAAAAGGUGGCUUUUCAAUUGUGCCUGGCACAGGGGUGGAAAGCAAAAGUCCUUUGUAAAACAAUUUUUUGUCAAACUGUAUUAUAAAUCAAACUAUCUCAGCUGCCCACCCAGUAUAUGGGCUCGCUUUCCUAAUUAGUAUUGUACACGGGGCCGUUUUAUCGGCCAUCCACUCGGGCAUGAAAUAGAAAAGAGCUCUGUGUGCAUGCGUGGGAGCCACAAAGAGAGAGGCAGACUACUGAAAUGAAGCAUGACUUUGACGUAGGUCUGUUUCAAGUACAAAGGCCUGCAGCUAUGUUUGCUGUGAUUCAGCUGGAGAUUACGGAUGAUGGACCGGGGGGGGGCAGGGAUCUACCAGUAACAGACCAGCACAGUCAAAGGAUCCUAGGAGAGAUUUCCUAAGUCACUGAUUUUCAGAUUGUUCCAGAAGGAACACUAGGGUGAGGAUCCUCAAUGAGAAGAUCACUCAGGGCUUUCCUGAAAGGCUGCUUUUACCCAAUGUCACAAUUCUUCCCUCUGAAUAUGUGGCUUCAGCAAAGUCUUGGAUGUGUUUGAGGUCGGUAGUCUUUAAUCUUAAUAGAUCCAGGUCCUAUCUUUAAAUGAAAUGUACCUUGGGGGUAUGUCCCGCUUCUUAAUUGUUAUUUUUUAACAUAUAUUUGUAUGGUGGCAGUGCCGUUGGUGCAACCCAACUUAGUAUCCUAGGUCACAUUCUGAUUUCACUCGGGGUAGCAGGGAGACCCAACACCUCCAGCCACUGCCCUGAAGGAACUGAGGGUGUGCUCUAGAAAAUGCCCUAAAUUUGUCUACAGCACACUGGGUUAUCCCGGCAGCCAUAGCAAGGCUUCCUUGGCAGAGAGGUCAACACAGAAAAUGUACCAAAAGGUAGGCAAUUUGAAGAAACACUGCUCUGGGCAAUGCUUUUCCCUCAGUCACUUCUAAACCUAUAACAACACCACUGGCAACUGCCGUUUCUCAGAUGACAAGCGUUGCUCACAUGUGGCUGCUAAAGAUCCCAGGGGGGCUAUUUAUAAAAGAGGAGUAAAAUUAGCCCAUAGCAUCCUGGCCAAAUUCCAGUGCAGGUAAUUUAUUUCCUGCCUUCCUAGAAUUACAUGCAUACACAUUCUCUCUCUCUCUUACUCCACCCCCACCCCCUGCAGAUUCAAUUUAUUUUAUUUAGCAUGGUGUGUUUAUCUGCUGCUCUCCCGUCACUAAGAUACUUGGUUGCUUUGUAAUCAUUUAAAAAUCUGCAGGCUGGAAUCAGCCUAUUCUGCUUGCUCAUGCAGCUGGGAGGCGACAGCCUCCUAAAACGUUAAAGGGUGAUGUGAAAAAUAGUUUAUCCUGUUGGUGAGUUAUUGGGGCUUGACAGUAGACAGCACAUCUGAAUCGGCUGGUGCCCCUCCCCCAAAAAACCCCGGUACUGAAAGAUAUGCACAGUAAUCGGAAGAGAAAUGGUGAAUGGUAAAUCCACCCUCUGUUUACUAUUAUAGUAAAGGCUGAAAGAAUGAAGCGAUUAAUGGAUAUGAUAAAUGAGCUGAUUCAUUAAACUCAGAUUUAAAAUGUGGGGUUUUUAUUGGAGCGUGCAGCACACUCGAUUUGGUGCUCAGUGCUGAUGACAGCACUGUUGAAAGCAUUGCAUGUCUCAGGAUUUCAGUAGGGCGUUUAUUUCCCGAAGGGAAAACGAUGCAAUGUUAUUGGUUAGUCCGCAGAAUUGUUCGCCUUCAUUUCAAUAUCCACAAAACAGCACACUUCUUUGAGUAUGUUAAUAUUUAUUUCAGUCAGUUGAUUAGCUAGCCUAGUAAUAGGUGGAGAGCCCUAGCCCUAUCCAGAGAGACCACACACAAUGCUUCAUGCACCAAGGGAUGGGGGCAGAUGGCAGGACUGCAACAAAGGAGUGAGCUAAGUGUGACAAGGGAGGCGGGUUUAAAAGCCUUUAAAAGCAGGGGUGGGAAUGCUGAUGAUGGACUCCAGUACCAUCAGCCCCAGCCAGUGUGACCAGUGGGCAGGAAUAAUGGGAGUUAUAGUGCAACACCACCGGGAGGGGUCACAGGUUCUCUAGCCUUUCAUUAGAUACCAGGGAAACACCUGUCUUUGUAAUAGGUAAGUGAGCAGGGAAGUUUAUAGAUCUAGGGACUAAUCAUAAAAAGAUGAAUUUUACACACCCAGACGAUCUGUGUCAGCAGAGGUCCAGUGUUAUCCCCAAGAGUGUUGCUUUAUUUUUAUUAUUGCUAAUGAAUAGAAUUGUUGCCUUUUCCGUCCUCUAGAGGACAGAAAGGGACAUGGCAUCAGAAGCCCAUCAUGUGUAACCAAGGCAAACGGCGAAGGAGCUUGCUUUUAUAUGCAUCUAGUAUCUAAUGCUCUUGUGGGAGCUUAGGGUCUUAAUAUGUAACAUUAUGCAUUUAUAUUAUGUGAGAAUAGAAUAUAAGGUUUCCCUUCAGUGUGAAAGAAUGGGGUUUAAUUGUCCUCUUUACCACAGGGUCAUUAUUUGACUUUGGGACUUUGCUUCCAGUUCUCUGAUUCAGUUCCCUAUCUGCAGAACUUUCAUAAAAAUCAUUUUGUGGGGAAAUGGGGAUAGUUGCUCAAUAACCUUAUUUCCUCCACUCUCUUUCUCCAGGGGGCUUUGCCACCUUCUCAUCUUGCUUCCCAGGACUCUGCGAAGGAAAACCUACUGCUAUCCUGCCAAUGAGCAUCUCCCAGCCAUGCAUGCCAGUGGCCAAUGUUGGCCCAACUCGCAUCUUGCCUCAUCUCUACCUAGGCUCCCAGAAAGAUGUCUUAAAUAAGGUACAUCAUGUAAAGAAGAAGAAGAAGUGGGGAGGGGAGGGAGGGGUAGCUUGCCUUAAAGAAACCCUUCCCCUUAAGACUUGGGAGAGCAGGUGGGUCACCUGUGUGGGAAACUGUAUCUCAUGGGUAGGCAAGCUAAGGCCUGGGGGCUGGAUCUGGCCCAAUCGCCUUCUCAAUCCAGCCUGUGGAUGGUCCGAGAAUCAGUGUGUUUUUACAUGAGUAGAAUGUGUCCUUUUAUUUAAAAUGCAUCUUUGGGUUAUUUGUGGGGCCUGCCUGGUGUUUUUACAUGAGUAGAAUGUGUGCUGUUAUUUAAAUCGCAUCUCUGGGUUAUUUGUGGGGCAUAGGAAUUCGUUCAUUUCCCCCCAAAAAUAUAGUUCGGCCCCCCACAAGGUCUGAGGGACAGUGGACCGGCCCCCCACUGAAAAAGUUUGCUGACCCCUGCUGUAUAUUGUCUGAUCAGGACAGGGGUGGGCCAUUUUUGAAUUGUGCAGCAAAACAGAGCUAUAGACUGAGCUCCCUUUUGAAGUGCUAAGGACAUUAGCAGCAGGAGCAUCAAAACUGCAACAUUGACCCUGAGAGAUCUUUAUGACAGGGGAGCCAGCUGUUUCUUACCAGAUCCCAGUGCCAGCCAAGCUAAAGAAUAACACUGACCUCAACUCUUCCAUGUCCAGCCUCAGAGCCAGAGGAUGAGGUAUUAAGCUUGGCAUUCAACAGUGACUGAUGGUGAGGUGAGGGCAAGGGAGAGUGUAGGGAACGGCAGCCCACAUCUGCAAGCAAAGAACCCUUUGAGCAGGCCCCAAAAUGGACAAAGAUCUGCUUUGGGAAUUGGAGAGGGGAGGGAACAGGCAGCAUCCUUUCAAAGGACACCAGAAUGCUUGGGCUAUGAUAUCACAUCGGGGAAGAGAAUUUCAUUGAAAGAAAAAAUAAUACUAGUUAGAAGAAGAAAGAAGCCGCAGUUGUUGUGAACAUACCAGUGGGCACAAAUCCUGGGCAGGAGGGAGCCAGUUGGGCAUUCCUGCCUUGGGGGGAGGGUUAGGUAGAAGCGCCUGAACUAGAAACACUGAGAGGGGAAGGGGGAACAUUUUACACAGGGACUAGAAGGAAAUGGGGGAGAAAAAUGCCAGGAAUGUGAGCUUGGGAGCUCGGCUGGCUCCUAGGGACCGAGGUGAGAGUUAUUACACAGAGACUACUUGGAAAAUGGAGCCACAGAACUUGGGGGGGGGGGAGCAUAGCAUUGGGCAUCAGUGGCUGAAAACAGGAGGAAUGGAAUAUGAGCUGGAACCCCAAAGAACUUUGCUCUGGAUAUUUUCGGUAAAACUCUGCUUUUAGACGUGAGUCUUGGCUUCCCUACAGAAGUCCUGCUUUUUUCAUUGUGGCAGCAGCCAGUGGUUUUUACUGAAUCUUCAUUGACCUCAGGCAACAGUGCCCAGCUGGCGGCCCAAACAGCCUCCCCCCCUCUGUGAUAGCACAGCCAUACAUUGCAGGCUGGGCAGCCUAGUACCCAAUGGAGGAGAAAGAAGAGGAGGCAAAGACAUCCUCAGGGCCUCUGGAAGAGUGGGUGGAAACAUCCUGCACUGGACUGCCAAACAUCCAUUGAUUCUCUCUUUCUUUCUCACUCUCUCUCAGGACCUGAUGACCCAGAAUGGGAUAAGCUAUGUCCUCAACGCCAGCAACUCUUGUCCCAAGCCAGAUUUCAUAUGUGACAGUCACUUCAUGCGCAUUCCAGUCAAUGACAAUUACUGUGAGAAGCUUCUGCCCUGGCUGGACAAGUCCAUUGAAUUCAUUGGUAAGACUGUGGACCAGCCACAUUUGAGGCAGUUCAUUACUUCUUCUGGGCUGUGACCUUGGUUGCUGCAAAAGGCAUCUGGGCAAUAGUGGCUGCGUGGUUCAUUUUCCCCCAUCCACAUGCACAGACUUCUGGUUUUUGUUUUUUGUUUAACUCUGAUGUGUUCAAAACACUCAGUCUGCCCUUGGGAGGCACACUUUCUCCCUUUGUACAAAACAACCAUCCUGUCCCCAGACAGCAAAGCUACCAAGACCGUUGUAAACCCAUAGCAUCACCUGAGGUAUAGCUAACACCACUUGGGAGAACAGUUGCUGCUACAGAAAGAAAUGCCUCUUGCUCUAUCAAGGUGCUUUUCUUUAUCAACAACAACUAUGCUCUUUCUGGUUCCAAAGAUGAUUGAUUAAAUGAGACUGGGAGUUCAAAUAGUAAUUUUCUUCCUAGCAAAUAGAGAGGGUGGGGAAAAUAAAAAAAAAGUCUCUUUAAAGCAUAUACUAGUGAAUGGUUUGUUUUUUUAAAGAAUAAUAAUCCGGUGCUUUAUUAGCAACCCAUUGCAGGCCAGGAAGUCCCUCCACUAUUUCUCAUCAGAUAAAACAGCAACAUUAUUGACAAGCCAAGAAGCCAAAUAAACAAGUCAUGGUUUCUAGCUUCCACUUCUUGGUUGCACAUAUUUGACUUACUUAAACCAUUUAGAUUUGUGUUUUUCCUCUUUAUUUAUUACUCUUCCAAUUUUGUUAAAAAGCGUCUUCCUUCAGAGUCAUUUCCAGAGAGGUAGUAGCUGUGUUAGCACGCAGCAGGGAAAACAACCAAGACACUUGUGGCGCCUUAAAAGACUGACAGAUUUAUUACGUUCAAGCUUUCGUGAAGGGGCUUCUGGUCCACAAAAGCUUAUGCUGCCAUAAACCUUUGAGCCUUUGAGGCACUGCAAGUCUCUUUGUUGUUCAGAACAACGUAGAUAGUGGAGUCCCAGAAUAUCGACCUGAAGGCUGUUUUCUUCUGCUGCAGACAAGGCCAAGGUGUCCAGCUGCCAGGUGAUCGUUCACUGCUUGGCAGGGAUCUCCCGAUCGGCCACCAUUGCCAUUGCAUACAUCAUGAAGACCAUGGGGAUGUCUUCAGAUGAUGCCUACAGGUAGGUUGCUUUCUGAAAGAGAGGGCACUAAUGUUUUUCUUUGCAUUUGACUUUGGGGUGUUUUUGUUUUUUGUUUAAAGUGGUGCCGUUUAUCAUGAAGCAUACUUUCCAUGUGUCUUACUCAAGAGUACUGGCUAAUAAGCAUGAAAGAACAUAGUGCCAUAAACAUUAUAGGGUUGAUUCCAAUCAUAGUCCUACCAGGUGUAAACCCAUGGAAAUCAAUGGACGUGACUAUCUCAGGUCCAUUAACUUCAGUAGGUCUAGUCUGAUAAUACCUUAGUUAGAUACCUCCCAUAAUCUACCUGUGCUGUGUUUUCAGUUACUCGUUUGCCAGUUUCUUCAGUGUAAGCUUACCAGGCUGGUUUGCAUGACUGUCAGGCUUGUAGUUGCCACUUGAAUCUCAUCUGCAGGUUGGCUCCCAGCCUGUUGCCAGCUGGUCCCCAUGCAUGUGCCAGUAGGCUCGCAGCGAUGUAAAUGUUUAGCUCUUAGUGGCAACAUGCAAAAAAAGAAGAAAAAGAAAGAAAAGAAGCACCUUGGUGUGACAUGUGGCAGUGGCAGUAUGGGGACAAGGAGCCAACAUCCACAGACAGAUCCCAUGGCUACUGCCGUGAGUCUGAAGGUUGUCCGAAAUGACCAUUGCAUAAACAAGGAGCAAUCUUUAAAGCAUCACAUUACACCCCUACUCCUUGAUGUCCCAGGGUGUGUGGGGGAAACAGAUCCAGCCGAUUUCCAGUGCUGCAUUGAAUCAUACAAUUCUUGCAGCAUCCCACGCCCAAAUCCUUAGAAGUAAGAAAGGGCCUGAUAACAACUGCAGCUGUCUCGUUUGCCCCAACAGGUUUGUAAAAGACCGGCGUCCCUCCAUCUCGCCCAACUUCAACUUCCUGGGUCAGCUCCUAGAGUAUGAGAGAAGCCUGAAGCGGCUCAAGGCUCUGAAGGCCCAAGGGGAGAAGAGCGAAGGGGAAACCCAGCAAGACCAGCCAGAAGCCCCUGAAGGCUGCAGGCACCAGAUUCUGUCUACCUCAGAAAAGGCUGAGGAGCUAUUCAGAAGCACAACCUCGGAGACCUCCUCGCUUGACUCCGAGAAGCCAGCGGGAGUCUCCAAGGUUGUCUCGCCUACAGCACUGCAACAAGGGCUCCGUGGCCUCCACUUGUCUUCGGAGCGCAUCCAAGACACCAACCGGCUGAAGCGUUCCUUCUCCCUGGACAUCAAGUCAGCCUACACCCCUAGCCGGAGGCAGCAGGACCCCCCAGGUCCAACAGAGGCAGGAGAAACCCCCAAGCUGUGCAAGCUGGACAGCCCAUCAGGUCCCAACGGCACAUGCCAGUUCUCCCCUGUCCCAGACAGCCCGGACUGGCCCAGCGGGUCCGACUUCCUCCUCGAGGCCAAAGUACGGCAGAGACGGAAGCACAGGCACCAAGCCGGCUCCCCUGCCCACGGGCUGAGCCUUAACUUCAGUGGGGUGUGCGCCAUGCACAAGAGCGCCAGCGUGGAGGACAGCCUCAAGCAGACGCUUCGGGCGGGCCUCCCCGGUGUGGGGCAGCAGCCGACCGCCACCCCGGCCCCCACCAGCACUUGGGGGGUGCACUUGGAGUCCCCCGGCACCCCUUCCUCUGAGAACCCCUGGUACUUCAGCACAGACUCGGCAGCGGGCGGCAAAGGCAGCGGGAGCGGGGCUCUGUUUGCCGGCGCCGCCACCUACUCCUCGUUCAGCUGCAGCACAAUCCAGGCAAGCUGCGAGAUCAGGCUGAGGGACAAGCAGCGGGGCGAGCCGCGGGACGUGCGGCACAGCUGGCACGAGGACACCGCGGCCGAGAAGCAGUUCAAGCGCAGGAGCUGCCAGAUGGAGUUCGAGGAGACCCUGUCGGAGAGCAGGUCUCGGGAAGACCUGGGAAAAAUCAGCAAACAGUCUAGCUUUUCGGGCAGCAUGGAAAUCAUUGAGGUGUCCUGA